ACCUCUCUCUACUCUGUGUCCUCCAGGUGGAUGGAGGCGUGUCUGGAUGAGGAGCUCCCUCCCACCACAGAGCUGGAGGAGGGGCUUAGGAACGGGGUGUACCUGGCCAAACUGGGCAACUUCUUCGCACCACGAACCGUCUCCAUCAAGAAGAUCUACGACCGCGAGCAGACCCGCUACAAGGUGAGGACUGAGGAGAUGCGCUGCAGACUGUAACACACACAGGCGCAACCAGACGCACGCACGCGCGCACACACACACACACACACACACACACACACACACACACACACACACACACACACACACACACACACACACACACACACACACACACACACACACACACACACACACACACACACACACACACACACACACACACACACACACACACACACACACACACACACACACACACACACACACACACACACACACACACACACACACACACACACUCCAGAUAAGUGCAGUUCAAAGGGAUAAAGAUGUUAUUCUAUUCAGUCAGUUAACAGAGGAGGCAAACUCCCUUUUGCCCAACCCACCUAACUCACACUAGACUAUCCAUCAAGGUGUAGGGGCAAGUAGCUGUUAGAGCACGGCGCUUGUAACGCCAAGGUAGUGGGUUCGAUCCCCGGGACCACCCAUACACAAAAAUGUAUGCACGCAUGACUGUAAGUCGCUUUGGAUAAAAGCGUCUGCUAAAUGGCAUAUUAUUAUUAUUAUUUUACACUGAUCUGGGGUCAGUUUUGCAUUUUCACCAUAAUUGGGGGAGGCGAAGCUGAUCCUAGAUCUGUAUUUAGGGAAAACUUCACCCCGGAGCGCCUCUCAAUGCCACGAGGAACAGACCCACAUCAAUGGUCCUAUUCAAUCAAAACAGGUUGACUUAAGUUAAAUGACCAAAAACAGACAUUGUUAUUGCACUGCAAGAAUGCGCCCAAGAAAUCCCCCAUCUCUAGUCUUACCUUUGAAAUGUUUUAGUAGAAUAGGACAGGCUUGGUUUACUCCAUGGGGAAGGAAUGAAUGACGUGUUUGUUUAUGUCUGUCACUGUGUGUAUUACUGUAACUGUAAUUGCUUGUUUGUUUAUGUGAGUGCAUGUCAGUGUGUGAAUGCAUGUCCAUAUGUGUCAGUGUGAGUGCAUGUCCGUGUGUGAAUGCAUGUCCAUAUGUGUCAGUGUGAGUGCAUGUCCGUGUGUGUCAGUGUGAGUGCAUGUCCGUGUGAGUGCAUGUCCGUGUGUGUCAGUGUGAGUGCAUGUCCGUGUGAGUGCAUGUACGUGUGUGUCAGUGUGAGUGCAUGUCCGUGUGUGUCAGUGUGAGUGCAUGUCCGUGUGAGUGCAUGUCCGUGUGUGUCAGUGUGAGUGCAUGUCCGUGUGUGUCAGUGUGAGUGCAUGUCCGUGUGUGUCAGUGUGAGUGCAUGUCCGUGUGUGUCAGUGUGAGUGCAUGUCCGUGUGUGUCAGUGUGAGUGCAUGUCCGUGUGUGUCAGUGUGAGUGCAUGUCCGUGUGAGUGCAUGUCCGUCGUGUGAGUGCAUGUCCGUGUGUGUCAGUGUGAGUGCAUGUCCGUGUGUGUCAGUGUGAGUGCAUGUCAGUGUGAGUGGGUGUCACAUUGUAACUCACUGUGUGUGUGUUUCAUUCCUGCAGGCCACUGGGCUUCAUUUUAGACAUACAGACAACGUCAUCCAGUGGCUCAACGCCAUGACCGAGAAGGGUCUACCAAAGGUGAGUGGUGGGCUUACAGACACACAGACAUAGCAAUCACUGUGUUCUCUAACAAUACCAGGGAAGGGUAUUUCCCCCUGUACCACUCCUGUGUAACAAGCUGGGUCUUGCCUGGAUCCCACACCCAGUCUCUGACUACUGAACCCUCAGCCCUGGGUCACGUUCAAUAGGAACGAACGGAAGAGAAUGUUUUGAAACAUUCACAUUCUUAUUGGACAAGUCCUGGUAAUAUGUAAUUAAUUUCCUAAUGUUUUAGCAUGUUUCGUGCCUAAUGAAGAUGUCCGUCUGUCCUCAGAUCUUCUAUCCAGAGACUACAGACAUCUACGACAGGAAGAACAUGCCGCGCUGCAUCUACUGCAUACAUGCUCUCAGGUACACACACACACACACACACACACAAUGAAUUGGAAUUGCUAUACAUUUUCUGACUACUCUAGGAAAAUGAUUUAUCACAAACCAGACAAAUCUGGUCUUUCUCCAUCUGGUCUGUUUGCUUUAUUUUCCUAUUAAAAUGAUAUUAAACCCAACCCUGAUCUGCCUCUUAGUUGAGGUUGGAAAUAUGUGUGUACAACAAUGCUACCUGAACUCUCACAGAAAAGUCACAAUAGACAAAUUGUCUAUUGGAAUACUUGUGAGAAAUGGUCCUACUCAAUACCGCCGGUAUGUGAAGGUGAAAAUGUAGCCUGGGUUUGUACAUGUUUAUGCUCAGGAUUAGGUUUUUGGGAACCUGACACGUUUACGAGGUGAACGGUACGGUUUUGGACUGGUGAGGUGUUCAGCACCAAGGAGGAAAACUCCAACCGCCUUAGCCUAACGAUGGUAGAGUUCACGGCCCAAAUGGCACCCUAUUCACUAUAAAGUGCACUACUUUACACCAGAGCCCUAUUGGAUGGCAGCCAUGGUCCCCUAUUGGCUCUGGUCAUUUGGGACGCAGCCAGAGUCUGUGUUAAUAGAACAUUCCAGCUGCAUGUAAAAUGGAUGCUGAGCCUGUUCAGUCCAGAGGCUGGAAAUCUACUGAUCUACGUCCAAAUGGCACCAUAUUGCCUUUGUAGUGCACAAUAUAGGGAAUAGAGUGCCGUUUGGGAAGGGUCCUUAGCCUUUAGAGUCAGGAAGUCAACACUACACAACAGGACUGGGUGACAGGGUAGCAGAGGGGGGGAGGAGGUGUGUGUGUGUGUGAGACCUCCAGCUCCAGGCCACGCUAGAUGACUUUACAAUGCCUUCUGGCCCCCUCCCCAGGUGGCACACACAUGCCAGAACACAGCUCCAACAACAUGUUUAUGGCUUACGCUUAACAUCCAAUAGUUUGUAAUGUACACUAGAGGCCCAGAGUGUGUGUGAUGCUACUUUCCUCUCAAGAUGGCCAUCAUUCCAAAGCUCAAACCCACAGUCUGUAAAGGCCUCUCAUGUUGGCCAUCAUUCCAAAGCUCAAACCCACUGUCUGUAAAGGCCUCUCAUGUUGGCCAUCAUUCCAAAGCUCAAACCCACUGUCUGUAAAGGCCUCUCAUGUUGGCCAUCAUUCCAAAGCGCAAACCCACUGUCUGUAAAGGCCUCUCAUGUUGGCCAUCAUUCCAAAGCUCAAACCCACAGUCUGUAAAGGCCUCAUGUCUCCUGUGGAAGUGGCUGUUCUUUCCUGGCUCUGUUGUAAUCCCCUUUCCUCUUCCUCCUUGUUCUCUUCUCUCAUUCUCUCUCUUCCAUCUUCUCUCUUUUCCAUCUUCUCUUCCAUCUCUGUUUCCCCUUCCUCCAUUUCUCCUUACCACCUCAUCACUCGAUCUCUCUCUCUCUCUCUCUAGUUUGUACCUGUUCAAGCUGGGUCUAGCCCCUCAGAUCCAGGAUCUGUAUGGCAAGGUGGAUUUCACAGGUGAGUGUGUCCCAAGACCACACAGAAUUCAAUAUUCUUUCACUCAACUCAUUCAGUUUGCCAUUGUCCAUUUUGUUGUUUUAACGUCAAACAGUAAACACGACCAACAUAACAUCACUGUUACACAUAUGAUGUUAAACAUGAUUUGUGGUCCUCUGUGGCUCAGUUGCUAGCCAAGGUCGUGUGUUCAACUCCCGCAGGGAUCCCAUACACAUACGAAACAUGGAUACACUCACUGUACUGUAAGUCACUUUGGAUAAAGUGUCUUCUAAGUGGCAAACAAGCAUAGUGUUGGCUCCAGUCCUGAGUUCCAGUUCCACAGGGAAAGGUUUUUCCAGGCAGCUAGCGACAAUGUGAAAGUCAUUAGUGAUUGUGAGUGUUUCCUGUUGCUGCUCUGUUCUACUCUGUCUGCCAAGCUCCCGACCAGGGGUAUAUUUUUAUCACACUCAGGCCAGGAACAAUAACUGUCUCCUGUCUGUGUUUAGCCUCUAAUAUACAGUUAGCCUACUAUUUACAGUAUGAAGGGUACUUUACUCCAUUAUGUACAGUGUUUGGUUCCAACCUAGCACUAAAAAGUCUGAUUCUACUAAUUGCAUACUCAAGAGAUAAUUAGUAGAAUCUAUAAUCUACAGUUUGAAGGGUACUGUACUUUAGCCAGUGUGGUCCAGGGUGUGCAGGGUGUGGUUCCAACCUAGCACUAAAAAAUGUGAUUCUAAUAUGAUACUAAUGACCUAAUCAUCAAGACGUUUAUUAGCUGAAUCAUGUGUUUGGGUGCAGAGCUGGAACAAAAGCCUACACACUGUCUAGUGCUCCAGGACCAGAGUUGGUUGUCACUACCUUGGCCAUUACCUCCACCAAGCUCUCUCUACAGCCUCUAGCCUCAGUCUUAGCCAAGCUCUCUGUCCAGCCUCUAGCCUCAGUCUUAGCCAAGCUCUCUGUCCAGCCUCUAGCCUCAGUCUUAGCCAAGCUCUCUCUCCAGCCUCUAGCCUCAGUCUUAGCCAAGCUCUCUGUCCAGCCUCUAGCCUCAGUCUUAGCCAAGCUCUCUCUCCAGCCUCUAGCCUCAGUCUUAGCCAAGCUCUCUCUCCAGCCUCUAGCCUCAGUCUUAGCCAAGCUCUCUCUCAGCCUCUAGCCUCAGUCUUAGCCAAGCUCUCUGUCCAGCCUCUAGCCUCAGUCUUAGCCAAGCUCUCUCUCCAGCCUCUAGCCUCAGUCUUAGCCAAGCUCUCUGUCCAGCCUCUAGCCUCAGUCUUAGCCAAGCUCUCUGUCCAGCCUCUAGCCUCAGUCUUAGCCAAACUAUGCAGAGAGACACCUACAGCUCAGGGAACACACACUCCCCAGUGCCUGAUAACAUUUCCCUCCAAGUGCAAGAAAUACACACACCUUUUGUACCAUGAUUAUGUUUACAGAAUAACCCCUGCCCUCCUCUUUCACUACUCCACCAAACAACUGUUGAUAGACCAAAUGCAUAACCAACUCUCUAUUCCUCUCCCUCCCCUCCUUUAUACCUCACUCUUUCCCUCCUUUAUACCUCACUCUUUCCCUCCUUUAUACCUCACUCUUUCCCUCCUUUAUACCUCACUCUUUCCCUCCUUUAUACCUCACUCUUUCCCUCCUUUAUACCUCACUCUUUCCCUCCUUUAUACCUCACUCUUUCCCUCCUUUAUACCUCACUCUUUCCCUCCUUUAUACCUCACUCUUUCCCUCCUUUCCACCACUCAGAGGAGGAGAUUAACAACAUGAAGAGUGAACUGGAGAAGUACGGAAUCCAGAUGCCCGCCUUCAGCAAGAUUGGCGGCAUCCUGGCCAAUGAGCUGUCAGUGGAUGAGGCUGCAUGUAAGCACCUAUCAGAUAUCACAGAGGGGCGGGACUAAGGGUCCGUUUGGUUGAGUGGCAGGACUUUGGUUGAUUUCAACACCUCUUUAUAACAAAUUCAAAAUGGUGUAAUAUUAUGUAUCCUUUUAAAUCUAUUCAUGGAAAUAUUACACACAUUUCUGGUAAUUGGUUAACUCUUCUCCUCCUCCCCUCUCCUCCUCUCUCCCCUCCCCUCUCCUCCUCUCCCCCCUCCCCUCUCCUCCUCUCCCCUCUCCUCCAGUGCAUGCGGCAGUGAUAGCCAUCAAUGAGGCCAUAGACCAGGGGGUUCCCGAGGGCACUAUGGCUGCCAUGCAGAACCCCAACGCCAUGCUGCUUCAGAUGAACACCUGCUCUGCCCAGCACUACCAGGACAUGCUGCACAGCGCCAAGGCUGAGAAGGUGGCCAACUCACGCAAACGGGUAUGAGAGCUUGCUCGAAAUACUGGAAUAGAGAAUGCCAGUAGCAGGGUUGGGGAUUCCAUUUCAUUUCUGUCCAUUCAGGAAGUAAACCGAAAGUCAAAUUCCAAUUGUUCUCACUAAUUCAGUUUACUUUCUGAAUUGACUGAAUUGAAUUGAAAUCAACCCCAAUCUUGGCUGCUGUAGUAAUAGUGUUUUCUUUGAAAAGUGUAUUUGGGUUUCUCCAGCUGUAUAGUUCCUGUAAAGCAAUGACCCUCAAUCCUUCUCCUGGCGAGCUGGACUACAGUAGUGUUUUGGCCCCAGCUAAGUGACAGCACACCAGAUUUUAAAUAAUCAACUGAGGGUCAACGCCCUGAACCUGCAAUACAUUGUUUCUCCUUGAGCAGCCUUGAGGAUCACUGGUUUAAAUGUACAAUGUUGAAGUCACAAAUCCAUGCAUCUAUGUGCAACAGAAAACUAAAAUGUGUGUAUCUUAUAGAGCAAGUUCAGGUGGUACCUCUCAGUUUCGGAGUGUUUUGAUCCGUUUCAUGCCUAUUGAACACUACCAUGAUGUUGCUGCUGCUGUUGCCCUAUCCCUCCUACUGUAGCUGGGGGAGAACUCAGACGCAGAGAGAGACGUCUAUGAAGAGCUCCUCACACAAGCUGAGAUCCAGGGCAACGUCAACAAGGUCAACUGUGAGUAACAUACACACCCACUUUAUGUGAUGAAUCCACAUGAGAAUGUAGACAUGCCUUUUUAAGUGUUUAUUGAGUUUGUAGUCAACAGACUCAAAAUGUCAGAUCUUACUUCCCUGUGCUGUUCAUUUUUCGAUUCACUGAAGUGAGUGAGUUUUGCCUCGAGCUGAUCUGGGGUCAGUUUUAAAACUGAUCCUAGAUUUGUACCUAGAAGAAACUCCACCCCAGAGUGUUCUAAUAGGUUUUUCUAACACUAUCCUCCCUCAUCAGUGACCAGUUCCCUGAGUGCAGCUGAGCAGGCCCUGCUGAGUAGUGAUGAAGACAGGUUGUACGAGGCACUCCGCUCCCAGGCUUUGGGCCUACAAGGCCUGCAGGCCCAGAACAAGGGCUGGUACCUCAAACAGCUGAUGGCUGCCCGCGAGGACAAAGAACAGGUACAGUAGGUGGAAUUAUUCCUGAUUCAUCCCACGUUGGGAAAUCGGGAAUACCAUUGCUUACAUCAGGGUUGUGUUCAUUAGGGCAUGCGACAGACAUUUGACAACGUUUUGAAACAGAAAAUGUGUUUGUUAUUGGACAAGGUGUUUCAGUCUGUUUUCUUCCUUUUGGUGCUUAAUGAACACAACCCUGGUUGCCUUUCCCUCCUGAUUUUCUAUGUGAUGUUAAGUCGCUCUGGAUAAGAGCGUCUGCUAAAUGACUAAAAUGUAAAUGUAAUGUUGAUCACCUCCCCCAUAUCUUAGAUGUGAGCAUGUUCACAGAUUUACACUGUUGAAAAUAACACUGAAUAUUCCACAACCCUGUUUUGAGUAGUUCCUCUUUCUUUGUCUUUCCCAGAAUUCUCCAGGGGAGGCGCUGACGAAAGAUGAGUUGCAGACUGGAGUAGAUGCAGCCAAUGGGAUUGCAGCAGGCUACCAGAAAAGUAAGCAGCAGUCACUGCUCGUUCUGGGGUGUAUUGUCCCCUUGGUACAGAUCUAGGAUCAGCUUCCCUCCCCCAAUCCUAAACUUAAAGGGCCAAUGCAGCUGCUUUUUAUCUCAAAAUCAAAUCAUUUUUGGGUAACAAUUAAGUGCCUUACUGUUUUCAAUUAAAAUAGUCAAAAAGAAACAAAAAUAGCUUCUAACAAAAAUAGCUUCUAAGCAAAGAGCCAUUUCUCAAGCAAGAAUUGAGACUGUCUGGGAGUGGUCUGAGUGGGGAGGGGAAAACUAGCUGUUAUUGGCAGAGAAGUUUGGAACUCUCUUUCUUAUUUGUCUAUUAACUAAUUUAGCGCCUGGUGAUGUCACCAGACAGGCCAAGACUCCAUCCCACCAACCAAAACAAGCUGAAAUUUCAGGCAGUCUUUUCAAACAGCUCUUACACUAAAAUGACAUUAUCAUAAUUUUCACAGUAUUAUUCCAAAUUCAUAUAUAUACAGCGGGGAGAACAAGUAUUUGAUACACUGACGAUUUUGCAGGUUUUCCUACUUACAAAGCAUGUAGAGGUCUGUAAUUUUUAUCAUAGGUACACUUUAACUGUGAGAGAUGGAAUCUAAAAUCCAGAAAAUCACAUUGUAUGAUUUUUAAGUAAUUAAUUUGCAUUUUAUUGCAUGACAUAAGUAUUUAAUACAUCAGAUAAGCAGAACUUAAUAUUUGGUACAGAAACCUUUGUUUGCAAUUACAGAGAUCAUACGUUUCCUGUAGGUCUUGACCAGGUUUGCACACACUGCAGCAGGGAUUUUGGCCCACUCCUCCAUACAGACCUUCUCCAGAUCCUUCAGGUUUUGGGGCUGUCGCUGGGCAAUACGGACUUUCAGCUCCCUCCAAAGAUUUUCUAUUGGGUUCAGGUCUGGAGACUGGCUAGGCCACUCCAGGACCUUGAGAUGCUUCUUACGGAGCCACUCCUUAGUUGCCCUGGCUGUGUGUUUCGGGUCGUUGUCAUGCUGGAAGACCCAGCCACGACCCAUCUUCAAUGCUCUUACUGAGGGAAGGAGGUUGUUGGCCAAGAUCUCGCAAUACAUGGCCACAUCCAUCCUCCCCUCAAUACGGUGCAGUCGUCCUGUCCCCUUUGCAGAAAAGUAUCCCCAAAGAAUGAUGUUUCCACCUCCAUGCUUCACGGUUGGGAUGGUGUUCUUGGGGUUGUACUCAUCCUUCUUCUUCCUCCAAACACGGCGAGUGGAGUUUAGACCAAAAAGCUCUAUUUUUGUCUCAUCAGACCACAUGACCUUCUCCCAUUCCUCCUCUGGAUCAUCCAGAUGGUCAUUUGCAAACUUCAGACGGGCCUGGACAUGCGCUGGCUUGAGCAGGGGGACCUUGCGUGCGCUGCAGGAUUUUAAUCCAUGACGGCGUAGUGUGUUACUAAUGGUUUUCUUUGAGACUGUGGUCCCAGCUCUCUUCAGGUCAUUGACCAGGUCCUGCCGUGUAGUUCUGGGCUGAUCCCUCACCUUCCUCAUGAUCAUUGAUGCCCCACGAGGUGAGAUCUUGCAUGGAGCCCCAGACCGAGGGUGAUUGACCGUCAUCUUGAACUUCUUCCAUUUUCUAAUAAUUGCGCCAACAGUUGUUGCCUUCUCACCAAGCUGCUUGCCUAUUGUCCUGUAGCCCAUCCCAGCCUUGUGCAGGUCUACAAUUUUAUCCCUGAUGUCCUUACACAGCUCUCUGGUCUUGGCCAUUGUGGAGAGGUUGGAGUCUGUUUGAUUGAGUGUGUGGACAGGUGUCUUUUAUACAGGUAACGAGUUCAAACAGGUGCAGUUAAUACAGGUAAUGAGUGGAGAACAGGAGGGCUUCUUAAAGAAAAACUAACAGGUCUGUGAGAGCUGGAAUUCUUAAUGGUUGGUAGGUGAUCAAAUACUUAUGUUAUGCAAUAAAAUGCAAAUUAAUUACUUAAAAAUCAUACAAUGUGAUUUUCUGGAUUUUUGUUUUAUAUUCCGUCUCUCACAGUUGAAGUGUACCUAUGAUAAAAACUACAUUCCUCUACAUGCUUUGUAAGUAGGAAAACCUGCAAAAUCGGCAGUGUAUCAAAUACUUGUUCUCCCCACUGUAUAUAUACACAAAAAAAUCAAAUAUUUAACCAUUAGUGGGGAAACUGACCCAAGAUCAGCGUCUAGGGGCAACUACCCUACUCUUCACUCAAUACCAACUGGUGUUGACGUUAUCCUCACCAUGACAUGGCCUGCAUUAGAACACUGCAGUUUACCCUUUAGUUACCCACAUCACUGGCUGUUUUAUGUUCCUGUGCUGAUUGCAGUAUGCUUAUCACAUGUCCUUUCCACAUUGGUUUUUAACAGACUGGCAUUCAGGCUACUUUGUGUUCCGUUUGUGGUUUUGACCCUUUGUCUCUCUCUGUGCUGUGUAUUUAAACAGAAGGUUUCGUUUUGAUUGUUGAAAUAUUAGCUUAUUUUUCACGUGACAACUGCCGCAAGGAUUGGGUUACAGUUCCCCUCCACCUCUCUUCCCCUACACAGAACCACUUGCUGAUUCAAUCUGUUUCCACUAUUAUUGCUACAGAACAUGCUCCAAAAAUACUUGUCACCCUGUAUCUCUCUGUGUCUAGUGUGUUAGUCCUCCUGUCUCUGUGUUGUGUGUAUAUAAUCAUGUUUCUCACUCUGUCUCUCUGUGUAUAUAAUCAUGUUUCUCACCCUGUUUCUCUGUGUAUACACUGGCUUGCGAAAGUAUUCACCCCCCUUGGCAUUUUUUCUAUUUUGUUGCCUUACAACCUGGAAUUAAAAUUUAUUUUUGGGGGUUUGUAUCAUUUGAUUUACACAACAUGCCUACCACUUUGAAGAUGCAAAAUAUUUUUUAUUGUGAAACAAACAAGAAAUAAGAAAAAAAAAAAAAUAGAACUGUACACCAGCGUGCAUAACUAUUCACCCCCCCAAAGUCAAUACUUUGUAGAGCCACCUUUUGCAGCAAUUACAGCUGCAAGUCUCUCAGUGGUCCUCUGUAGCUCAGCUGGUAGAGCACGGCGCUUGAAACACCAAGGUAGUGGGUUCGAUCCCCGGGACCACCCAUACACAAAAAUGUAUGCACGCAUGACUGUAAGUCGCUUUGGAUAAAAGCGUCUGCUAAAUGGCAUAUUAUUAUUAUUAUUAUUAUUAUUAUUAUUAUUAUAUUAUUAUGUCUCUAUAAGCUUGGCACAUCUAGCCACUGGGAUUUUUGUCCAUUCUUCAAGGCAAAACUGCUCCAGCUCCUUCAAGUUGGAUGGGUUCCACUGGUGUACAGCAAUCUUUAAGUCAUUCUACAGAUUCUGGGCUUUAACUAGGCCAUUUCCCCUUAAAGCACUCAAGUGUUGCUUUAGCAGUAUGCUUAGGGUCAUUGUCCUGCUGGAAGGUGAACCUCCGUCCCAGUCUCAAAUCUCUGGAAGACUGAAACGGGUUUCCCUCAAGAAUUUCCCUGUAUUUAGCGCCAUCCAUCAUUCUUUCAAUUCUGACCAGUUUCCCUGUCCCUGCUGAUGAAAAACAUGGUGUUCUCAGGGUGAUGAGAGGUGUUGGGUUUGCGCCAGACAUAGCGUUUUCCUUGAUGGCCAAAAAGCUCAAUUUUAGUCUCAUCUGACCAGAGUACCUUCUUCCAUAUGUUUGGGGAGUCUCCCACAUGCCUUUUGGUGAACACCAAACGUGUUUGCUUAUUUCUUUCUUGAAGCAAUGGCUUUUUUCUGGCCACUCUUCCGUAUAGCCCAGCUCUGUGGAGUGUACGGCUUAAAGUGGUCCUAUGGACAGAUACUCCAAUCUCCACUGUGGAGCUUUGCAGCUCUCUUCAGGGUUAUCUUUGGUCUCUUUGUUGCCUCUCUGAUUAAUGCCCUCCUUGCCUGGUCCGUGAGUUUUGGUGGGCGGCCCUCUCUUGGCAGGUUUGUUGUGUUGCCAUAUUCUUUCCAUUUUUUUAUAAUGGAUUUAAUGGUGCUCUGUGGGAUGUUCAAAGUUUCUGAUAUUUUUUUAUAACCCAACCCUGAUCUGUACUUCUCCACAACUUUGUCCCUGACCUGUUUGGAGAGCUCCUUGGUCUUGAUGGUGCCGCUUGCUUGGUGGUUCCCCUUGCUUAGUGGUGUUGCAGACUCUGGGGCCUUUCUGAACAGGUGUGUGUAUAUAUACUGAGAUCAUGUGACAGAUCAUGUAACACUUAGAUUGCACACAGGUGGACUUUAUUUAACUAAUUAUGUGACUUCUGAAGGUAAUUGGUUGCACCAGAUCUUAUUUAGUGGCUUCAUAGCAAAGGGGGUGAAUACAUAUGCACGCACCUCUUUUCUGUUAUUUUUGUAUAUUUUGUUAUUUCACUUCUCCAAUUUGGACUAUAUUGUGUAUGUCCAUUACAUGAAAUCCCCCAAAAAAUCCAUUCAAUUACAGGUUGUAAUGCAACAAAAUAGGAAAAACGCCAAGGGGGCUGAAUACUUUUGCAAGGCACUAAUCAUCAUAAUCAUGUUUCUCACCCUGUCUCUCUGUGGAUAUAAUCAUGUUUCUCACUCUGUCUCUCUGUGUAUAUAAUCAUGUUUCUCUGAUGUGUAUAUAAUCAUGUUUUCCACCCUGUCUCUCUGUGUAUAUAAUCAUGUUUUCCACCCUGUCUCUCUGUGUAUAUAAUCAUGUUUCUCUGAUGUGUAUAGAAUGUUUUUCACCCUGUCUCUCUGUGUAUAUAAUCAUGUUUCUCUGAUCUGUAUAUAAUGUUUUCCACCCUGUCUCUCUGUGUAUAUAAUCAUGUUUCUCUGAUGUGUAUAUAAUACUGUUUUCCACCCUGUCUCUCUGUGUAUAUAAUCAUGUUUCUCUGAUGUGUAUAUAAUACUGUUUUCCACCCUGUCUCUCUGUGUAUAUAAUCAUGUUUCUCUGAUGUGUAUAUAAUGUUUUCCACCCUGUCUCUCUGUGUAUAUAAUCAUGUUUCUCUGAUGUGUAUAUAAUACUGUUUUCCACCCUGUCUCUCUGUGUAUAUAAUCAUGUUUCUCUGAUGUGUAUAUAAUACUGUUUUCCACCCUGUCUCUCUGUGUAUAUAAUCAUGUUUCUCUGAUGUGUAUAUAAUACUGUUUUCCACCCUGUCUCUCUGUGUAUAUAAUACUGUUUUCCACCCUGUCUCUCUGUGUAUAUAAUCAUGUUUUCCACCCUGUCUCUCUGUGUAUAUAAUACUGUUUUCCACCCUGUCUCUCUGUGUAUAUAAUCAUGUUUUCCACCCUGUCUCUCUGUGUAUAUAAUCAUGUUUUCCACCCUGUCUCUCUGUGUAUAUAAUACUGUUUUCCACCCUGUCUCUCUGUGUAUAUAAUACUGUUUUCCACCCUGUCUCUCUGUGUGUAUAGUGUUGCAGGCGGUGGAGAGGAUCAACACAGCCAUCAGAGCAGGUGUGCCCGAGAACACGGCGGCAGAGCUGAUGAACCCUGAUGCCCAGCUGCCCGAGGUCUACCCCAGCGCUGCCGACCUCUACCAGAGAGAACUGACCAGCCUGCAGCAGCAGAGCCCAGAGGUAAGCGUAUACACACGCGCAUGCGCGCAGAGACGCACACAGACGCGCACACACACACACUCACCAUCUCAAUCGAUGUGAGCCACAGAUGGACAUUGUCAGGCAUUACAAGUGUAUUUAUGAUUGUACAUAUUACCAAACUUAUUGACAAUACAUCUAUAAAUAAAUGUUCAAAAAUACAUAUUGGUUAGCUAAACUGUCUGUAAUCCACAGGGUUCAACAUGGUUGGGCAUUAGAAGUCAACUGUAUUGAUGACUGUUAUUGCUAAUAAGUACAAUAUAUUGAUAAAUGUAUCAUCAAACAGAGGUAUUGAUUAGUUGAACGUUCUGGUUGUGUUCCCCAAGGGUUCUCUGUCCCACCCGGAGCUACUGGUUGCCGUGGAGAUGUUGUCGUCGGUGGUGUUGAUAAAUAGGGCGUUGGACGUGGGUGACCGGAAUUCCAUGUGGAGACAACUGGCCAGCGCCGUUACUGGACUCAGUAACGUAGAGGACGAAUACGCACAGAGGUACGCACAGAGACGGACACAGACACACACUUGUCUGUCACUAGUUGUGUAGAUCCUGCUGUGUGCGUUUGAAGAAAUCUUUAGGCCUCAAUCCCAAAUUGUGAAAGACUGGCACCAUCUACAGCAGGGUUCUUCAAUUCCGGUCCUGGAGGGCCGAAACACUUCUGUUUUUUAUUUCUACCUGGUAGUUAAUUUCACUCACCUGGUGUCCCAGGUCUGAAUUAGCCCCUGAUUAGAAGGAGAGGAUGAAAAACAGAGGUGUUUCGGCCCUCCAGGACCGGAAUUGAAGGACCCUGAUCUACAGUAACCUCAGAGAUAUUAAAGUAUAAAUGAUGUAUUAACAUGUGUUUUCUACCCAUCUAACCAGGUCAUGUAAAUGCCUUUCGUGUUUUUGUUGUUGCAGAUGACAACUACAUUUACGUUGUAGUAAACAUGUACGUCUGUAAUCCACAGUAAUUCAUUUUCUGGCACUCAAUAAAUGUCCCGGUUUAAUAUUGUCUAUUCAGUUGACUGGUUAGUCCAUAACUAUGAGGUUUAAUAUUGUCUAUUCAGUUGACUGGUUAGUCCAUAACUAUGAGGUUUAAUAUUGUCUAUUCAGUUGACUGGUUAGUCCAUAACUAUGAGGUUUAAUAUUGUCUAUUCAGUUGACUGGUUAGUCCAUAACUAUGAGGUUUAAUAUUGUCUAUUCAGUUGACUGGUUAGUCCAUAACUAUGAGGUUUAAUAUUGUCUAUUCAGUUGACUGGUUAGUCCAUAACUAUGAGGUUUAAUAUUGUCUAUUCAGUUGACUGGUUAGUCCAUAACUAUGAGGUUUAAUAUUGUCUAUUCAGUUGACUGGUUAGUCCAUAACUAUGAGGUUUAAUAUUGUCUAUUCAGUUGACUGGUUAGUCCAUAACUAUGAGGUUCGUUAUAAUUAGAAGAAAUUAGAUGGUGACAAUAAUUCCCAUGAAUUUAGGAUCAGCACUCAUUAACCCUGGUGUUGGUGUCUCAGGUAUAUGGAUGAAUUGAUGCGGCUGAAGGCAGUGGCCAGGGAGGAAGGCAGUGACUAUCUGACCUGGAACGACAUCCAGGCCUGUGUUGACCAGGUCAACUUGACCAUACAGGAGGAGCACGAACGUGAGUGGACCACAUACACUUGCAUGCACACGUACACACACACACGUGCGCAAACACACACACACACACACACACACACACACACACACACACACACACACACACAGGAAGACACAUGCACACACUUAUCAGAAUGCACACACACACACACAGCAGAACUCCACUUCCAAGACUUGUAACCUUCAAAUAGAUCUAGAAGAGAAGGAGACCAAUGUGAUCAUGCGUCACUCUGCCUCAUUUAUUUGGCUUUUCAAGAUCACUUCUCUUUCUGAUCUCUUAUCAUUAACUUGAUCUACAGUAUUGAACGCUAAACCUCCGUGUUCCUCAACAUGUUUGAUCUACAGUAUUGAACGCUAAACCUCAGUGUUCCUCAACAUGUUUGAUCUACAGUAUUGAACACUAAACCUCAGUGUUCCUCAACAUGUUUGAUCUACAGUAUUGAACACUAAACCUCAGUGUUCCUCAACAUGUUUGAUCUACAGUAUUGAACACUAAACCUCCGUGUUCCUCAACAUGUUUGAUCUACAGUAUUGAACACUAAACCUCAGUGUUCCUCAACAUGUUUGAUCUACAGUAUUGAACGCUAAACCUCAGUGUUCCUCAACAUGUUUGAGAGUCUGAGACAUUCCCAUAGAGAUAUACAUGAGAGCUCAUCUCCUAUCUUUAUAAUGCCCUCUAGUGUGACAUGGGCAGUGCCGUGAAAGCACUCGAUGGUGCUGCCCAUGCUAAAACAGGCUUUGGGCCAAGUGCACCCUGUAUCCAACUCUAUGGACAUUCCUCAUCAGUCUGAGUUAAAGAAGAGAACAUAAGGUGAUGUCAUAAGAUAUGUGUAGUUUAAAAAGAUAGCAUUACAUUGUCAAAAAUAGAUCUCUUCCACUAAUAGAUGGACAAUGCUAACAUAUGGGUUUUAAAGUUACCAGAUUGUAUCUUCUACCUUCCCAUAUCUAUGUCUUCAGGCUUAUCCUUGUGAUGUAUUGUAUGCCCUUGUGCUUGUGCUCAUAAAUGCUUCAAAUGAUUUGUCCUUUGCGGACAAUAAAGAUGUUGUCUUAAUCGUGUGUGUGUGUCUAGGUAUCGUGGCCAUCGGUCAGAUCAACGAAGCUCUGGAUGGGGGAGACCCACAGAACACCCUAGAAGCCCUCCUGCACUCUGCAGCCAAGCUAACAGACGUAGACCCCUCCAUCGCCCAGCACUACUAUGACAAACUGCUUGAGGCCCGCAGGGAGAAGGCACAUGUAAGGACCAAUUUAUGUAUAAACACACACACACACAAUGGGUGUGUUUUGGUACAGAACUGCUUGACUGGGUAUGUUUUGGCACAGAGCUGCUUGACUCAUGUCACACCUUACACACACUUUACGUUACGCACAAACACAUAUUACACACUCUCCUUUCUGCUUUUACUGGGACGGUGUCUUUCUCACCUCUCAUUGCAUUGUAAUGAACUGGACCAGUCACCUGGGUGUAGGUGUUAGACUUUCCUCCACUUUCUCCUUCUUUAUAGGCUUGUUGUCUCUCUUGUUUCGGAGUAUUACUGACUGAUGGGAGUUUGUCUGGUUUCGGAGCAUUACUGACUGAUGGGAGUUUGUCUGGUUUCGGAGCAUUACUGACUGAUGGGAGUUUGUCUGGUUUCGGAGUAUUACUGACUGAUGGGAGUUUGUCUGGUUUCGGAGUAUUACUGACUGAUGGGAGUUUGUCUUGUUUCGGAGUAUUACUGACUGAUGGGAGUUUGUCUGGUUUCGGAGUAUUACUGACUGAUGGGAGUUUGUCUGGUUUCGGAGUAUUACUGACUGAUGGGAGUUUGUCUGGUUUCGGAGCAUUAAUGACUGAUGGGAGUUUGAGCAUCAGUGUUGGAUGCCCUUGAAUUACAUUUACAUUUUAGUCAUUUAGCAGACGCUCUUAUCCAGAGCGACUUACAUGAGCAAUUAGGGUUAAGUGCCUUGCUCAAGGGCACAUCAACAGAUUUUUCACCUAGUCGGCUCGGGGAUUAGAACCAGCGACCUUUCGGUUACUGGCACAACGCUCUUAACCACUAAGCUACCUGCCGCCCACACUAGCAUAGAGCUAGCCCUGCAGAUAAUGUUUUCAUCUGAUGGAUGUUUUGACCUACAAUUACAGAAAAUGGAGAAGGUUUGAUGAAAAAACACACUUGACCCAACUAUUUACAUAUUAUAUGCAAAGUAGAAGCAGAUAAUUUGGUACUGUAGAUAUUUUCAACUGACAGACACUGUUUACAAUUGAGUAGAGAUGCAGUUUCUCGUCAAAGCAUCUGUUUGCUUGGUGAUGAAUAGGUCCCGAGGUCGGCAGGGGUGUGUUCGAGUGCACAAUGCUGUGUUGGGAUUAUGCAAACACACGAGGCACUGUAUGCAAAUAUAGCUAAUUUACAGUUACUUCACAGGUGUUUUUUCAAUAGGUUGUUGAGUGUAUCUCUAAGGCAGACCUUCAAAUAUAGUGCUUAACCUAUGUUUAAACUUAUGCUUAAUAAGUAUGGUCUAUACAAAUUGGCUACAUUGGUGUCAGAAGUGGGAUGGGGCUACCUUAAGGUCUACAGGCUUCGUACUAUAAGUAAAAAUGUAUCUAUGUGUAAGUUUCUUUCAAUAUAAGCGUCUGCUAAACAACCAUAAUAUUAUUAUGGUCAUGCGUAAAUAUUAUUUUUAGUCAGUGUAUAAAUAUUAUUUUUGAGUGGUGUUUUCUAGGCUGAUGUCCUGAGGGACAGUGGACUGACUCCAUGUGAUCCAGCCCUAUCAUCCCCACAUGACUCCCACUAACCCCCUCAGUGAUGUCAUGGUGUGAUCAUGCUUUCUGCUCCCCCGGCUGGUCCUGCUAACCCCCACUCAAUUCCUGUCUGUCUCGCACCCAUUCUUUUCUUUCAUUUUCAUUCUCUCUCUUUUUGACUCUGUCUCACCUUCCCUCUGUCUAUUUCUUUUCCGUCUCUUUAUCCCUCUCUCUUUCCCUCUCCUUUACUCUUCUCUCGUCUCGCUCGCUCUCUCUUUCUUUCUCUCUUCCUUCUUUCAACUUAACAAUAAAAGGACUGGCUAAAAUAGCCUUUAUGUACAGUAGUCAAACUGUAUAGCCCAAUUCAAAGCCAAACGGGCUGACAGAGACUAUGUCAGUCUUGUUACUGGGAAGUAGAUAACAAGCCAUAAACUCAUCAGACCUCACACACACACACACACACACACACACACACACACACACACACACACACACACACACACACACUGUCUCUGAGUCAUUUAACUGUGUUAUCUUGCCUGGGUGGGGUGAUGAGUGUCGUUGUUCUUGUACAUGCAUGUCUAUGUAAUGGUCCCAUAUAAUGUCACCGCUCCAGUCCCAUAUUUGGUUGUUUCCUGUUUGCUGGUGAAACAGAAAGGUUAACGAGACUGUAGAAGAUGCAGGUGGGGUGAAAGGGGUAAGGGCCAUGGUUUACCACAAACAAAAGUGCAGAGGAUGUGAACUGCUGUGGGGAAGACUGUAGAUUUAGAACACAGAAACAGAACCACACAGGGAAUUCACAUAUUAGGAAAGUGAUGUAGUUGUUAUUGGGCCGAAGCUUUAGUUUAGCUCAGUGAGCUGCACUUUCCACAGAAACUGUCUUGUCCUCGUUUUUAACCAGAAUGACUCGUCAGUGCUUAAACUUAAGGCCAGAAGCAUUAAAUAGAAAGUGUCCCACAGUGUAUCUAUUUCUCUCGCACUCACAGUUUUUCCUGUUUUAUAAGUUGGCCUAUAGAUAGAAAAGUAAAUGUGUCUUAUCAAUGUUAGAUGAUAGACUAGCUUGGCCUCCGCCCUCGUACUCUCAAAGCCAGGGAACGGGAGAAUGUUAUAAUUGUCAACAAUCGGCCAGUCACAUCUCGAGCGCUCUCGUCGUGGCAAUGUGGGAAUGUGACUCUCAUUUGUUUGCCAAGCCCUUUUUUUUCCAAAUCACGCUUUUAGGGAACGAGAGAGGGAAGGAAGGAGAGAGAGGGAGGAGGGGAGUGGUAGGGGGCAGUAAAGAAAGCAAGCCAUUUCCCUGCCGAUCUUUUUCACAGGCAUAGGAAAUAACAAGCCAGGACUACUCUGUCUGCUUCCUUAAAAGGGCACGAAGCCCAACACUACAUCAGAAGGGGACUUUUCACAGUAGAGUCAUUUAGUUGGUAGUUGGUUUAACCUGGGCCCUCUGGGGCUCUGGUGGCCUCAAUCCAUGGGUCUGAUAGCUGAGGUGAGGAUUCUCCUUUGUGGUGGGUUCGUGUUAGACAAGACAGACAGACGUACACUGAGUGUACAAAACAUUAAGGACACCUGCUCUUUCCAUGACAUAGACUGACCAGGUGAAUCCAGGUGAAAGCUGUGAUCCCUUAUUGAUGUCACUUGUAAAUCCACUUUAAUUAGUGUAGAUGAAGGGGAGGAGACAGGUUAAAGAAGGAUAUUUUUUUAAGUCUUGAGACAAUUGAGACAUGGAUUCUGUAUGUGUGCCAGUCAGAAGGUGAUUGGGCAAGACAAAAGAUUUAAGUGCCUUUGAAUGGGGUAUGGUAGUAGGUGCCAGGCGUACCGAUGUGUGUCAAGAACUGCAACGCUGCUGGGAUUUCACUCUCAACAGUUUCCUUUUGUGUAUCAAGAAUGGUCCACCACCCAAAUGACAUCCAGGCAUCUUGACACAACCGUGAGAAGCAUUGGAAUCAACAUGGGCCAGCAUCCCUGUGGAACGCUUUCGAGCCCAUGCCCUGACAAAUUGAGGCUGUUCUGAGGGCAAAAGGAGGGGGGUGCAACUCAAUAUUAGGAAGGUGUUCCUAAUGUUUGGUGUACACACAGCACACACACACACACACACACAGGGGUAGGGGUCAAAUAUGUCAAACAUCUUCAUUGUCUCCAAAGGAUCAAAUCCAUGACUGAAAGUCGUCCUCUAGGAGUGACUCCACUGCGGUGCAUUCAGAAUUGGAUGACUCAGUCAGACACACGGCACAGACACAGGAAGUUGUUAGAAACAGGAAGUUCCGGCUGGAUUUCAAAGGCCUGAUGCGGCUCAUGUGCUCCACAGCUGCAGGUGGAGGGGGUUGGUUGGGCAUGGGGAUAGUAGCAGAUGGGAAGGAAUGGGAGCUGUUGAAGGAGAAUGAACACAGGGGGAUAUUCAGUAUGGUGAAACUUUCAGAUCAUAUCUGGCUGUAUCUGUUCUAUUCUGUUCUGUAACAUCACGCCCUCCUGAACAGGCCCCAGGUUAAUACAUGGAAUAUGAUUUCAGAUCGUAGACCUAGAUCUAUACUUUUGUGCAAUGAUUCACUAGUGAAUUCUUAAGCCUUUUGGUGGACCAUAGAGCAAUAGGUUUGAGAUCUACUUUUGUAGACACAACUAGGUUUCUAGUGUGUGACUAUAGGGCCCUGUUCAUUAGAGCACGCCGCAGCAAAACGUUUGUAACGGGAAAAGGAAACAAGUGUUUCUUAUUGGACAUGUUCAGAGAGUGUGUCCCUGUUUCACUCCACGUCGUGCCUUCUGAACACGGCCCAGAUUUCUUUCUCAGACGCUGAUGUUUCAUCAGGGAGUAUUUUUAUAUGAUGCCAGACACCCAUGUACAGCCUGUGAUAUCUUUCUGUGCCAGUCUUGUGGUCUGAGGGUUCAGCUUGACUGCUUGACUGGCCAAAGUAAACACGGUGGGAGGACAAGCCUGGGGCUCCGUAAUAGUCCAACUUCAUCGCUCACGUCAUCAUUAAAGCAUGCACGGCUCUGUGUGUGUGUGUCCAUGGGGUGCAUGUGCACUCGCUGUGUUGUGAUGUUUUUAUGUUACUUAUGUAUAUAUUCACGAGCUGCUUUGUGACCACUGACUCCACUCUGAUGAUAUCAGUCAACAGCCUGGAAUAGAGGAGUUCCUCUAUAGAAAGACAUUAUAGAAGGGCAUGUAGGGACUAGACUGCAUUAGUGAGGCAAUGAUGGGAGGGUUCACUGGCUAAGAACAACACCCUAUCGGCUUACACUUCCUCUAUUCUGAUCAGGGGUCUGUUCAUUAGGGCACACAACGGAAAACAUUAAAAAAACCUAUUGUAAUGGGUAAAAAUUAAAUGAGCAUUUCAGUCCCUCCCUGUUUCAGUCCGUUUUCUUCCGUUUGGUGCCUAAUGAAUACGACCCAGCAGUUGUGUGUUUGUCAGGAGUCCUGAUUUAAUAAGAUACGUCCUUCUAAUCCCACCCCCUCCUCUCUGGCACCACACCCUUUCUGUAUCGCUUACCUGCCACAAGCUGCAAGGAUCAUUUCCAAACAAAUAUGAUUUAGCACUAACCCCUUAUUUACUGUCAAUAAAGCUAUUCUGCUACUGACGGAUUGAGAGCCAGUGCUUGCCUUAGGUACAGCUCUAGGAUCCGCUUCCCCACUCCAAUCCUAACAUAACCAUUUGUGGGGGAAAUACAAAACUGACCCAAGAUCAGCGUCUAUGGGCAACUUCACCCUGGAUUGUUGCUUGCCACUACCUGCCUGGCUGGCUUGCACAAGGAAUCUCACCUACCCUGAGUUUUGGUAUCAGUCUCCCCCAGCCCCCCUCCCCUGAAACACGGCAGGAGGAGGGAGGGGCAGGUAGGUGGGGGAGGCACAAAGAUGGGCCUGUCCUGUUGGCCUAUCAGCAUCUAGCCCUGCGCACUCCGGAAACCAGCACAGCUAGCAGAGAGAGAGAGAGAGAGAGAGAGAGAGAGAGAGAGAGAGAGAGAGAGAGAGAGAUCGAGAUAGAUAGAGAGAUAGCGAGAGAAUACGACUGCUCUAGCUCUCUCUCUCUCUCGCUCUCUCGUUCUCUCUCUCUCUCUCUCUCUCUCGCUCUCUUCUCUCUCCUCUCUCGUCUCCUCUCUCUCUCUCCUCUCCUCUCUCUCUCUCUCUCUCUUCUCUCUCUCUCUCUCUCUCCUCUCUCUCGCUCCUCUUCUCUCCGCUCUCUCUCUCUCUGCGAUCUCUCGCUCUAGACUCUCUCCUCUCUCUCUCCUGCUCUCUCCUCUUCCUCUCUAUCUCUCUCUCUCCUUCGCUUCUCUCGCCUCUUUCUCUACUGUCUCUAGCUGCGUCUGUAGCUCUGUGUUACUGUAUACUUAAAACACAGAUACUUGAGAAAGUGUUUUGAACUGUCAUGUCAUGGUUUCAGUAAGCUAAUGUGCUAAUCCAAUUGACUUGUGUUAUGUGGGUCAAGAAUGUACACAGGGAGGGAAUGCUGUUGUAGGAAGGUGGGACUGAUAUAGGAGGGUAUUGGAUACUUCUGCAACUUGGAUAUCAGACUAAAGAUGUAGUGUCUCACUGCCUUCUGUAGGCCUUUGCAAUAAGCAGGUGUUCAUUAUUGACUCUUCUAUUCUCCAUCUCCUGAGAUUGGAUUGGAUUUCUGUUGAUAUAAGUGGAAUGACCAAUGACCCGUACUUUCAUAUGGAAUUCUGUUCUAAGUUGUGUGGGCGUGACACCCUGUACUAGUCUAUAGAGUUGCCUUUCCUGUGGUCUCAUGCCAUUGUGGUUGGAUGCAAAUUAGACCCAAGUACUUUCAUUCAGCAGGAGGAUAUCGCCCCCCAGUGGUCAUUCAGUAGAAUGGCAGUAAAUAUGCUGCAGACCCGGUGGGUGUUGUUUUUCAGGUGAGAGUGACCAAGUGUGUGAGACUGACCGCUUCUGUGUGUGGUCUUCUUCCAGGAGACCCAGGACCCCUCCGCUGUGCUCUGGUUGGAUGAGAUCCAGGACGCCAUACUGACGGCCAAUAAGGAUACCCAGGAGGCCUUGCAGUGUAAGAAUAGUACACACCCUAGCUGUCCCACAACCACAGUUUGGGAAAUGGGAUAAAAUGCUGCCUUUUUCUCAGGGUUCCAAGCAGACCUGGGUUCACAUAGUAUCACUUGUUUUCUUUCAAAUACAUUUUAUUGACUGCCUGAAGUGCCAGAUGGGCAGGCCUUGCACAUUUGGGACUAUUCCAUUGGUUCCAUCAUGCCAGGCAAUCUCAAUCAAACACAGCUAAGGUAUUUGAAAGAACACAUACUAUUUGAACACAGGUUUGGUUCCAAGCUAUUUCUUGUAAGGAGAGCAUGAUGAAAUACUGAAAAGCCAAAUAAAAAAAACUGGAUAAAAACAGAAUGAUGAACUAUGGGAAUGAUGACUAAUCUCCAUUUCCCUGUUCCCUUGUCAGUCUCCCAGGCCAUCCAGGCCAUCAACGGAGCGGUGGACAGUGGCGAGGCGUCUCAGACCCUGGCUGCGCUGCGCUCCCCUGGGGCCGGCCUCUACGGAGUCACCCCUGAGUGUGCCCAGAACUACCAGGACGACCUGGCCAAGGUCAAACAGGACAAGAUCCAGGAGGGUGAGGAGGAUGGUCACAGUGUGCAUUCUAAAUGGCACUCUAUUUUAAUUUUUUUAUUUUAUUUAACCUUUAUUUAACCAGGUAAACCAGUUGAGAACAAGUUCUCAUUUACAACUGCGACCUGGCCAAGAUAAAGCAAAGCAGUGCGAUAAAAACAACAACACAGAGUUACAUGUUGGGUAAACAAAACAAAGUCAAAAAUACAACAGAAAAUAUAUAUACAGUGUGUGCAAAUGUAGCAAGUUAUGGAGGUAAGGCAAUAAAUAGGCUAUAGUGCAAAAUAAUUACAAUUAGUAUUAACACUGGAAUGAUAUAUGUGCAAAUGAGCAAAAUAAAUAACAAUAUGGGGAUGAGGUAGUUGAGUGGGCUAAUUUCAGAAUGGCUGUGUACAGGUGCAGUGAUCGGUAAGGUGCUCUGACAACUGAUGCUUAAAGUUAGUGAGGAAGAUAAGAGUCUCCAGCUUCAGAGAUUUUUGCAGUUCGUUCUAGUCAUUGGCAGCAGAGAACUGGAAGGAAUGGCGGCCAAAGGAGGUGUUGGCUUUGGGGAUGACCAGUGUUGCGAAAUAGGAAGCCGAUUCUCGAUUUAACUUUGGAUUGGAGAUGCUUAAUGUGAGUCUGGAAGGAGAGUUUACAGUCUAACCAGACACCUAGGUAUUUGCAGUUGUCCACAUACUCUAGGUCAGACCCGUCGAGAGUAGUGAUUCUAGUCGGGUGGGCGGGUGCCAGCAGCGUUCGAUUGAAGAGCAUGCAUUUAGUUUUACUAGUGUUUAAGAGCAGUUGGAGGCUACGGAAGGAGUGUUGUAUGGCAUUGAAGCUCGUUUGGAGGUUUGUUAAUACAGUGCCAAUGAAGGGCCAGAUGUAUACAAAAUGGUGUCGUCUGCGUAGAGGUGGAUCUGAGAGUCACCAGCAGCAAGAGCAACAUCAUUGAUAUACACAGAGAAUAGAGUCGGCCCAAGAAUUGAACCCUGUGGCACCCCCAUAGAGACUGCCAUAGGUCCAGACAACAGGCCCUCCGAUUUGACACAUUGAACUCUAUCUGAGAAGUAGUUGGUGAACCAGGCGAGGCAGUCAUUUGAGAAACCAAGGCUAUUUAGUCUGCCAAUAAUAACUGUAAGUGCAAGUAAUGAACACAAAACAAUAAAAGUAAUGUGUAUGACUGUGCCCCAAUGGCACCCAAUGCCCUACAUAGUGCACUACUUUUGACCAGAGCCCUAUGGAGGGGUAUAUACUGUAUAUGCACUAUAUAGGGCAUUGGGUGCCAUUGGGGCACAGUCAUACACAUUACUUUUAUUGUUUUGUGUUCAUUACUUGCACUUACAGUUUAUUCUACAAUGGAGUUAGUGCAAUAACAUAUAGGUUACAUUGGUAGUUAUAAUGUGACUAAAUGGCAUCAGCCAGAGCAAGUUAAUGUUCAGAGUCAAAAGACUUUCUGUUUCUAACCAGGAAGUGCAGAUAUAGAGGAGCUUGAUUGCUUGCUUUAGUACAACAGACAAGGUAUAGAUGGUUCCUUGACCGACAGACUGACAGAGCGAUAGAUGAAGAUAGAUAUAUAUGUGUGUGUGUGUGUGUGUGUGUGUGUAAAUAAAUUGGUGAGAAAUAUGUCCAUAACUCUGUGUGUGUGUGUGUGUCCAUGCUCCAGGUGACAACGGCAGUGACUGGAUGAAGCACUGGGUGAAGGGAGGACACAACUACUACUACAACCUGAAGAAAGGAGAGGGCUCCUGGACCGAACCUGCAGACUUCCUCCAGAACAACACCCAGCUCAACAAGGAGGACAUCCAGGUAGGCUAAGAGGAGACGGGGCGAUCUGGGGUGAAGUUUCCCUUGGGUACAGAUCUAGGAUCAGUUCCUCCUGCCCAAAUCAUAACGUCAACCAUUAGUGGGGAAAAUGCAAAACUGACCGCAUCUAGGGGCAAUUUCAUACAGGGCUUUGCCUCUUCCUUUCUGGCUGUAUUCAUUGAGGUGAAACAUUCAGAACCUUGCAGAUAGAAUUGUAAUGAAUAGAACAUGCAUGAUUCCCUCUUUUACAUGACAGACACCCAUAUCUGUUCUACGAAAUGCAUUUCUAUGUCGACGAUCUAACGCUGCACCCUCCAGAACAGGCCGCAGUACUGUGGUGUUGCAGUGAUUUAGCUUUUCUGGAGCAUGCUAACAGGCUAACCGCGCUCCUCCUACCACUCCCAUUGGUUUGAACAUAAUGCUAAUGCUAAACUCAUCUGUAGCUAAGCGGACAAGCUCAAGCCUUACAUUGUUUCUGCUAAUGCAGGCGAAUGUAUAGUUGAGAUCAUUGUGCACAACUCAGACUUUCAUGUAAAUCAUUCAAUGAUAUCAAUAGUAGUUAAGUGCAUGGAUCCCAAGUCUGAAUACCGUCAUGGUCCAUAUAGACUACUUUCUUGGUAUCCGUACGAUUAGGUGAAAUUCAAGUAGGUUUUCCUUUAGCAUUCUCACUUAACUCCCAUCUCUUUUGCUAAAAACAGAUACACCUUCCACUGCCACGCCUAAAGCUGUGUUGUUCAUAGUAUGUCAUUAUGUAAGUGGGCCUGUGUGUGACUGGCUCUCUGUGUUGUCAAUCAGUCUGUGGUUUCCGGGGUGACCACCACCUACAACCGGGAGCAGCUGUGGCUUGCCAAUGAGAGCCUGAUUGCCAAGCUGCAGGCUGGAUGCCGUGGCUACCUGGUGAGGAAAGGCCUGAAGGAGAGAAACAACUUCCUGAAAUCCCAGGACCCAGCCAUCACCACCAUACAGGUCAGAGGUCAAUCUCCUCCCUUCCUUUGGACUUGGAGUGAAUCUCAAUAAUAUUUCCUUGAUUCCUCACGUCCUUUCUCAUCUCCUUCUCAAAGUCCAUUGGAGCAGAAGAUCUGAGGUUCCUCCCCUUCUCCUCCAAUGUGCUUUGAGAAGGAGGCGAGGAGCGAGGGCGCGAGCAAUCAAGGAAAUACAAUUGAGAUUCACCCAUAGACAUUACACAUUUCACAGUACACACAACAUACACAACCCCAGUGCUACACAGCCGGUCCCAAAUCGUUCCCUAACCCUCCCCCUUAGCCCUAAGCCUUCGACAGUAUAUCUAUCCAGUUCUGCAAACACUGAAGGGUUAGGGCCAAGGGGAAGUGGUAAGGAGUGAAUUGGGAACUGCUGACAUUUUAAAGAAAACAUUCUACCACUUUAUUGCCAUGUUGAACUUUAAGGGCCGGUUUCUCAGACCCAGAUUAAGCCUCAUCUUGGACUAAGGAGCACUUACAAUGGUGAUUCUCCAUUGAGCAUGAUUUUUAGUCUAGGACUUAAACUGUGUGUGAAUCUGGCCCUAAAAAUGCCCUAUGCUCCUUAACACUGGUCCUGUAUAUUUGUCUGUCUAUCUUACAGGCUCAUUUUAGAGGCUACAAGCAGAGGAAGAUUUAUAUAAAAAGGAAGGAGUACCUGAAUGACCACAGCGAGGAUGCUGUAAAGGUAAUGUCUCCACCUACUGUAGGUGUAGCCCUCUUUUUAUAAUAAAACAACCAUACCUUGAUUGGUGGGUCCUGUUCAUUGGGGCAUGCAAUGUUCUAAUACGCUUUGGAAAGGAAAACAAUAAUUACCGUUGUCCCUCCCUGUUUCAGUCCAUGUUCUUCUCUUUUGUGCCUUAAUGAACAUGAGCCUGUGUUGCUGCUUUUCCUUUAAGUCUUACGUUUUUGGUGAACUUCAAAGCUUUUUUAGUAUUGACCUAGUUUUGUUUUCAGAUCCAAUCCAUGGUGAGGAUGCACCAAGCUCGCAAGAAGUACAGAGACCGCCUGAAGCACUUCAAGGACCAUGUGAGUUGAUUUAUUUAGAUCAUUUAGUUAACCCUUACUUUACAAGAUACGCAAGUAAUUUGAAUGUAUUAGUAUCUGGUAGUUUGAAUCCCAGAUUGAACAAAUGGUGUCCCAGGUCUAAAUCAGUCUCCGAUUAGAGGAAAACAAUGAAAACAUUCAGUGGAGCUGGCUUCCAGGUCCAGAGUUGAGUUUGAGGGUGAUAACUAUACUUCCAUUAAAUGAGUAUGAAUCUUUGACGACAGAGAAGUAGCUAGAAGGUCCAGUAGCUUGUAGAGUCUGGUUCCUGUCAAGGUUUCCUCCUCCCAGGGAGUGUUUCCUUGUUACUAUGCUCCUACUUGACUCUAGGCCAGGUAACAGCGAAGCACAUUGUCACUUUUGUGAAAAACGCUACAUAAAUCAAAUAGGAUUGAUUGAGGUGAAUUAUAGUUAUAUAGUGUGCCCAAGGCUGUCUGUUCUCUAGUCUGGUGUAAUCACCGUAUGACGUCACAUCUAACUCUUUAUAUCCUAGCCUGAUGCAUACAGUGACAUUAACUCUCUUCUGCUUCCCUAUGGGCCCUGGUCAGAAGUAGUGUACUAUAUAGGAAAUAGGGUGCCAUUUGGGACACAUCCAAUGUCUGUUCAGCUUAAUGAGGCUACUAGGCUAGAUGGCUCACUUACUUAACUGUGUACCCUGACUCACCGCAGAUUACCAACCUAAUGUUUACAUAUGGGCUGCGUCCCAAAUGGCACCAUAUUCCCUAUAUAGUGCACUACUUUUGACCAGAGCCCUAUUAAGGGAAUAGGGUGCCAUUUGGGACGCAGUCAUGUUAUUGAUCAGUGAAGUGACUGCUGUUUGCUCUGUUGUGGCAGAUCAAUGAUGUGGUAAAGAUCCAGGCGUUCAUCAGAGCCAACAAAGCCAGAGGCGAUUACAAGACACUCAGUGAGUAUGAUGAUGAUGAGAACCCCUCACCCACCACUAGCUUUCUCUCUCAAUACUGAGCCUUCUCUCUCACCUGUUCCUUCUUUCUGCCACAUACUGACUCCAUCCUGACUGAAACUCUCUCACUCACUCACUCAGUCAGCGCUGACGACCCUCCCAUGGCGGUGGUGCGCAAGUUCGUCCACCUCCUGGACCACAGUGACCAGGACUUCCAGGAAGAGCUGGACCUGAUGAGGCUCCGGGAGGAGGUGGUCACCAACAUCCGCUCCAACCAGCAGCUGGAGAAUGACCUGAACCUGAUGGACAUCAAGAUCGGCCUGCUGGUCAAGAACAAGAUCACCCUGCAGGAGGUGGUGUCCCACAGCAAGAAGCUGACCAAGAAGAACAAGGGCGAGCUGUCCAACCUGAUGAUGAUGAACAAGCAGAGAGGAGGCCUGAAGGCACUGAGCAAGGAGAAGAGGCUCAAGCUGGAGGCCUAUCAGUAUCUCUUCUACCUGCUGCAGGUACACUAGAUACUGUGUGUGAAUCUAUACACAGCAGGAGUAUACACACACAUGGAAAUACACACACACACACACACGGUUAGUAAAGCUGUACUGCAAAGAGGAUCCCACUGGCAAACAGCUGAGAAACAUAAAAUACUGUAGGUGACAGUAAGCUAGACGGACUAUCGAAACGGAACAGGAAAACAUCCAAUCUAACCGUAGUUAACGUGUUUCCUCCCUGCAGACCAACCCCACCUACCUGGCCAAGCUGAUCUUCCAGAUGCCCCAGAAUAAGUCCACUAAGUUCAUGGACUCUGUGAUCUUCACCCUGUAUAACUACGCCUCCAACCAGAGAGAGGAGUACCUGCUGCUCAAACUCUUCAAGACUGCCCUGCAGGAGGAGAUCAAGUAAGGAGCUAAUACUAGAAACAAUAUGAUUAAUCAAUAAGGACUGAGGGGGUGUGGUAUAUGGCCAAUAUACCACAGCUAAGGGAUGUUCUUAUGCACAACGCAAUGUGGAGUGCCUGGAUAUAGCCUUACUGUUAUUAUAAACUGGUUACCAACGUAAUUAGAGCAGUACAAAUAAAUGUUUCGUCAUACCCGUAGUAUACGGUCUGAUAUACCACGGCUUUCAGCCAAUCAGCAUUCAGGGCUCGAACAACCCAGUUUAUAAUAUAGUAUAUGCCACUUAGUCAUGCAUACAUAUUUCGUAUGGGUAGCCCUAGCGGGAAUCGAACCCACGAUUCUUGGCGACGAAGCGCUAUGCUCUACCAACUGAGCCACACAGAAACACUUAUACAGUCUAGCAGUGUCUCACCAUGUUCCUAACCUUGUGUCCUCAGAUCCAAAGUGGACCAGAUCCAGGAGAUCGUCACGGGCAACCCCACUGUCAUCAAGAUGGUGGUGAGCUUCAACCGUGGCGCCCGGGGCCAGAAUGCACUGCGGCAGAUCCUGGCACCUGUCGUCAAGGAGAUCAUGGACGACAAGACGCUGAACAUCAAGACGGACCCGGUGGACAUCUACAAGAGCUGGGUCAACCAGAUGGAGACACAAACUGGAGAGGCCAGGUGAGAGAGGAGGAGUCUGGGUAAUGGAGUUUAGAUGAGACUGUCAGAGAGGAGUUGGAGUUUGGAGUCAACUGUUCAAAUAUGGACAGUAUUAGAGCUGUCGUUACAAUUUUAGAGUAAAAUUGUAUGACUGUAUACCUUUCUCUCCUCCUCUCUCUCUCUCUUCCUCCCCCCUUUCUGUACCACUUCUGCCCCCCCCUCCCCCACUCUCCCCCCUCUCUUCUCCAACAGUAAACUACCCUAUGAGGUAACACCGGAGCAGGCUAUGAGUCACGAGGAGGUGCGCACGCGCCUGGAAGCGUCCAUCAAGAACAUGAGGACGGUCACAGACAAGUUCCUGUCCGCCAUCAUUGUCUCUGUGGACAAAAUCCCGUAAGUGUCUCUAGCUCUGCUCUCAAUAGAAAUAGAAUUACAAGAAAGGACAGAGCCCUUCAGACCACAGCAAUUUGACUGGAACACUCAUGGCUACACUCAAUAUGGCUGCCUGUCCACCCGUUACUGAACGUCAUCUUGAAUGGGAAUGUCCAUUCUAGUAAUUAUAUUUCUAUGCUGCUCUCUAUAACAGGGGUCGGUCCCAACUACUACGGCCCUCGAGUGCCGCAUGAUCUAGUAGUUCUCAACGUUGCCUUUUUAUCAACUGGUGAUUUAGACCUGAAAUCUGUGACUUUAAUUGAUCAAGUUUGAAAUGUUGUGAUGUUCUAAAGGAGAAACAGCAGACAUUAGUUUUAACCUGUGACUGUUUUUCAUCCCUGCUCUACAGAACAUGAACCAGCUACUGUGUGUUAGGAUGCUUAUCAGUUCUAUGAGAUAGGGUCACUUAUAUAGGGAAUUAACCCAUUAUAAAAACGGAAACAAAUUGUUCUUUGUGUGUGUCAGGUAUGGGAUGCGUUUCACCUCCAAGGUGCUGAAGGACACACUCCAUGAGAAGUUCCCCGACGCUACAGAGGAUGAGCUUCUAAAGGUGUCAUUCUAUCAGUCUUAUACCAUAGUCAACUGUUAAACUGCACUUUACUACUAGAGCUCUACUGUGCUCUACUCUCCUCUACUGUGCUCUCCUCUACUCUCCUCUACUGUGCUCUCCUCUACUGUUCUCUACUCUCCUCUACUGUGCUCUCCUCUACUGUUCUCUACUCUCCUCUACUGUGCUCUACUCUCCUCUACUGUGCUCUACUCUCUUCUACUGUGCUCUACUCUCCUCUACUGUGCUCUAAUCUCCUCUACUGUGCUCUACUCUCCUCUACUGUGCUCUACUCUCUUCUACUGUGCUCUACUCUCUUCUACUGUGCUCCAAUCUCCUCUACUGUGCUCUACUCUCUUCUACUGUGCUCUACUCUCUUCUACUGUGCUCUACUCUCUUCUACUGUGCUCUCCUCUCCUCUACUGUGCUCUACUCUCAUCUACUGUGCUCUCCUCUACUGUGCUCUCCUCUACUGUGCUCUCCUCUACUGUGCUGUGCUCUCCUCUACUGUGCUGUGCUGUGCUCUCCUCUACUGUGCUCUCCUCUACUGUGCUCUCCUCUACUGUGCUGUGCUCUCCUCUACUGUGCUGUGCUCUCCUCUACUGUGCUGCGCUCUCCUCUACUGUGCUCUACUCUCUUCUACUGUUCUCUACUCUCCUCUACUGUGCUGUGCUCUCCUCUACUGUGCUGUGCUCUCCUCUACUGUGCUCUACUCUCUUCUACUGUUCUCUACUCUCCUCUACUGUGCUCUACUCUACUCUCCUCUACUGUGCUGUGCUCUCCUCUACUGUGCUCUACUCUCUUCUACUGUUCUCUACUCUCCUCUACUGUGCUCUACUCUACUCUCCUCUACUGUGCUCACCUCUACUGUGCUCUGCUCUCCUCUACUGUGCUCUGCUCUCCUCUACUGUGCUCUACUCUCCUCUACUGUGCUCUACUCUCCUCUACUGUGCUCUACUCUACUCUCCUCUACUGUGCUCUCCUCUACUCUACUGUUCUCUACUCUCCUCUACUGUGCUCUACUCUACUCUCCUCUACUGUGCUCUCCUCUACUGUGCUCUACUCUACUCUACUGUGCUCUACUCACCUCUACUGUGCUCUCCUCUACUGUGCUCUACUCUCCUCUACUGUGCUCUCCUCUACUGUGCUCUACUCUCCUCUACUGUGCUCUCCUCUACUGUGCUCUCCUCUACUGUGCUCUACUCUCCUCUACUGUGCUCUACUCUCCUCUACUGUGCUCUACUCUCCUCUACUACUUGCACUGUUACCCUGGUGAGCUUGACUCACUAUCACCCUUCUCUUACUGAAUGUGGUUUCCUUCUCUUUCUCCUCCUUCCUCUCCUUACCUCCAUCUCUCCUCUCUCCCUUUAUCUCCUUCUCUCUUCCUCCCCUUUCUCCAGCUGUGCUCUCCUCCCUCAUCUUCUCUCCUCUGUUGGAACAUGUCUUUCUGUACUCCUGCUGAGACAAGGUGAGACACUCCCCUCUCCUCCUUUUCCCUGCAAACACAGUCUGCAUACCAAUUCUGUCAAAAACCUUCCUUCCCCUCUCCUCCUUUUCCCUGCAAACACUCAGGCUGCAUGCCAAUUCUGUCAAAAACCUUCCUUCCCUCGUCUCUUUUUCUCCCUAACUACUAAGCUUGAACCUCAAAACAUUACUUAACUUUUCAAGUCCAAGAUUAGUGGCUAUAAUGUAUUGCCUAUAAAGGAAAGGAGUCCAAGUCCACUGGGACACAGCAACAGUUUCAGUCAAACCCUAUUCCCUGGUGUCCCUUGCCAGGCCUGGUGUUGCAUGUGAUGCCUAGAAUAGGUACAGUACUGUAUCUAACGGUGUGUGUGUGUGUGUGUGUGUGUGUGUUCUCAGAUCGUGGGUAACCUGCUGUACUACCGCUAUAUGAACCCGGCCAUCGUGGCGCCCGACGCCUUCGACAUCAUCGACCUGUCGGCCGGAGGUCAGCUGACCACGGACCAACGGCGGAACCUGGGCUCCAUCGCCAAGAUGCUGCAGCACGCCGCGUCCAAUAAGAUGUUCUUGGGGGACAACGCCCACCUCAACCCCAUCAACGAGUACCUCAGCAGCUCCUACCAGAAGUUCAGGUGCAGUGGAGGACCGUUUUUAUGGGUCGUGUUCAUUAGGGCAUGCUAUGCUUUUACCACUGUCUUGUGGUAUAAAUAUUAUCUUGGUGCAUUUAAUACCCAUCCAAGUGUCAGCAUUGAAAUGGAUGCAGAUAAAAAAACACGUGCCAUUGUUGAUAAUUUGAAGGGGACUGGCAUGUGUUUGAGCGGUCAGAAGACAAUUGCACAAUCAUAAAAUCAACAGGAAAACGUGCUUGUACAAGCAAGAGUUAGAAUAUGCAUUGAUUUUCUUUUGAAAUAAAUAGAUCCAGCAAAAAUGAUGUGACACGUGAAUUUACACCCCACUUAAAUAUGGAAAAAAUGUCUGGAAAGUGGACUUCCUGAGGUGGGCGGGGCAUGUGCGUAGCUCCUUACUCUCCUUGUAUCUCUGUCACUCCGCAGGCGUUUCUUCUUGGCGGCGUGUGAUGUCCCGUCGUUGGAGGACAAGUUCAACGUGGAUCAAUACUCUGACCUGGUCACGCUCCAGAAGCCCGUCAUCUACAUCUCUAUAGGGGAGGUCAUCAACACACACACGGUCAGUCACACACACACACACACACACACACACACACACACAGGAAGGCAUGCUUGUUUCUGCCCUCAUAAAUAAAAAUGUAUACUCCCUUACACACUUAUCAUCUCAGUGAGUUUACUUUGUCUCUGUUGUGAAAAACCCACAAUAUACAUGCAGGAGUCAUUUCUACAAUUUGUGACUAAGUACUAGUGUAUUUGCUCAUAGCAAGUACCACAGAGGGGUAAAGUGAUAGUAAGUACAAGUGUAUUUCCUCAUAGCCAGUACCACAGAGGGGUAAAGUGAUACUAAGCACUAGUGUAUUUCCUCAUAGCCAUUACCACAGAGGGGUAAAGUGAUACUAAGUACUAGUGUAUUUUCUCAUAGCAAGUACCACAGAGGGGUAAAGUGAUACUAAGUACUAGUGUAUUUCCUCAUAGCCAUUACCACAGAGGGGUAAAGUGAUACUAAGUACUAGUGUAUUUUCUCAUAGCAAGUACCACAGAGGGGUAAUGUGUUUGGUGUUUUAGUUUUUGUUCCCAAAUGAAGCCAAAGACAAAAUGUCCACACUGUGUGGACAAUAAAGAUUUUCACAUUGUAAUGUUCCUGCUCGUCCCCCCCUCAGCUGCUGUUGGACCACCAGGAUGCCAUCGCCUCGGAGCACAACGACCCCAUCCACGAGCUGCUGGAGGACCUGGGAGAGGUGCCCACCAUAGAGUCCCUCAUCGGUCAGUACUAUAGAUAUACCAUAGAGUCCUUCAUCGGUCAGUACCAUAGAUAUUCCAUAGAGUCCCUUAUCGGUCAGUACCAUAGAUAAUCCAUAGUCCCUUGUCGGUCAGUACCAUAGAUAUUCCAUAUAGUCCCUUAUCGGUCAGUACCAUAAAUAUUCCAUAUAGGCCCUUAUCGGUCAGUACCAUAGAUAUUCCAUAUAGUCCCUUAUCGGUCAGUACUAUAGAUAUUCCAUAGUCCCUUAUCGGUCAGUACUAUAGAUAUUCCAUAUAGUCCCUUAUUGGUCAGUACCAUAGAUAUUCCAUAUAGUCCCUUAUUGGUCAGUACCAUAGAUAUUCCAUAGAGUCCCUUAUCGGUCAGUACCAUAGAUAUUUCAUAGUCCCUUAUCGGUCAGUACCAUCGAUAUUCCAUAUAGUCCCUCAUCGGUCAGUAUCAUCGAUAUUCCAUAUAGUCCCUCAUCGGUCAGUACCAUAGAUAUUCCAUAUAGUCCCUUAUCGGUCAGUACUAUAGAUAUUCCAUAUAGUCCCUCAUCGGUCAGUACCAUAGAUAUUCCAUAGAGUCCCUUAUCGGUCAGUACCAUAGAUAUUCCAUAUAGUCCCUUAUCGGUCAGUACCAUAGAUAUUUCAUAGUCCCUUAUCGGUCAGUACCAUCGAUAUUCCAUAUAGUCCCUCAUCGGUCAGUAUCAUCGAUAUUCCAUAUAGUCCCUCAUCGGUCAGUACCAUAGAUAUUCCAUAUAGUCCCUUAUCGGUCAGUACUAUAGAUAUUCCAUAUAGUCCCUCAUCGGUCAGUACCAUAGAUAUUCCAUAGAGUCCCUUAUCGGUCAGUACCAUAGAUAUUCCAUAUAGUCCCUUGUCGGUCAGUACCAUAGACAAAAGUAUUCUGUGUUCAUAUAUCAUAUAUUCAUACAUGUGUUCAUGUUAAUAUAUCAUAUGUGAAACGUAGAGAGGGCAAGAUGAGAUAAAGGAACAGGCCUAAUAAAUAUUUCCUAUGUGUCCAUGGUGUAUCUGCUCUGUUCUACCCCUUCAGUGAGGAAACCAUACAGUCUUCCAAAUGUCUCACCUGUCAUCUGUUUCCCCUCUUAGAGCUUCCUUCCACCCUCCCCACAAUUUCAUGUGUCAUUCACGUCCAAUGUAGAAUCCCAACUCCCUCUCCCCUAACCGUCCCCCUUCUCCCUCCAGGUGAGAGCCCCCUCCCCCCGGGGGACCCCAACAGGGAGACGAUGGGGAAGACGGAGGUGUCCCUCACCCUCGCCAACAAGUUUGAAGUCUCUGGAGAGGCCAAUGCCGAGAUGGACGCCAGGACUCUACUGCUUAAGUAAGACUGUAAUAUUUUUAUACAAUAAAGAAUACACCCCUUCCCUAGGGCUCUUGUCUAAAUCGGUCCUCUCUUCACCUCCUCUCCUGAUUGCUCUCAUCUGAAAGAACUGACCAGGUGUAGGCCAGCCUAAUGAUGAGCUGCCACCAUAUUGUUUUCAUCUGUCAAGUUUAAUUUCCAAUCAGUGCAGAUGAAGGAGAGGAGAUGAAGCAGAGGAGAUAAUGAGAGGACAGAUUUUUAAGCAAUUUGAUCCAAGGUGUUAGUUCAAAAGAAGGGCAGAUCAGUGACCAGAGUCCUCAGCAGUUUGUGCGUUCCCAGCUGAACCUCCUCACUCUCUCCCUUCCCUCUUUCUGGCCUGCUACACCAGACGUAGUAACCUUUGCAGAGCGUGAGACGCUCCUAUUCAUUUCAAUGAAACCUGGUUGUGAGUGCCGGCUCCGCGAGAGGCUCACGCUGCCCCACAAAAAAUUACGCUCUGGUUGUAUUUUCAAGAUUUCGACGCGCAGCUCACACCCGAGAACAAUAGCAUAAAGUGGCUUGCGCUCUGCUCACGCCGGCCAAAAGUUGCGCUUCCAUUGUAACAGCUAAAAAAAAAACUACUGUUGUCUCGACGCCCUAGAAUAGCUCCUAUGUCUCUUUCCCCCUAUCUCUCUCUCUCCAGCACCAAGCGGCUGAUCGUGGAUGUGAUCCGGUUCCAACCUGGAGAUACGCUAACUGAGAUUCUGGAGGGGGCUGCCAGUCCUGAACAGGUGAGACACUGGGGAGGUAGAGAUAAAUGGAGGGAAGGAAUGGGAGGGACUGAGGGAGAGAGAGUGACUGAGGGAGAGAGACUAGGGGAGAGGGAGACCUGGACAGAACUUGGCAGUAGAACUCCUAAACAGUACAGUGGGCUCCAAAGGUAUUGGGACAGUGACACAUUUUGUUGUAGUUUUGGCUCUGUACUCCAGCACUUUGGAUUUGAAAUGAGAAAUUACUAUGAGGUUAAAGUGCAGACUGUCAGCUUUAAUUGGAGGGUCUUUUCAUCCAUAUCGGGCGAACCGUUUAGGAAUUACAGCAUUUUUUGUACGUAAUCCUCCCAUUUUAGGUGACCAAAGUAUUGGGACAAAUUCACAUACAGUACCAGUCAAAAGUUUGGACACACCUACUCAUUCAAGGGUUUUUCUUAAUUUUUACUAUUUUCUACAUUGUAGAAUGAUAGUGAAGACAUCAAAACGAUGAAAUAACACAUAUGGAAUCAUGUAGUAACCAAAAAAGUGUUAAACAAAUCAAAAUAUAUUUUAUAUUUGAGAUUCUUCAAAUAGCUACCCUUUGCCUUGAUGACAGCUUUGCACACUCUUGGCAUUCUCUAAACCAGCUUCACCUGGAAUGAUUUUCCAACAGUCUUGAAGGAGUUCCCACAUAUGCUGAGAACUUGUUGGCUGCUUUUCCUUCACUCUGCCAUCCGACUCAUCCCAAACCAUCUCAAUUGGGUUGAGGUCGGGUGAUUGUGGAGGACAGGUCAUCUGAUGCAGCACUCCAUCCCUCUCCUUCUUGGUAAAAUAGCCCUUACACAGCCUGGAGGUGUGUUGGGUCAUUGUCCUGUUGAAAAACAAAUGAUAGUCCAACUAAGUCCAAACCAGAUGGGAUGGCGUAUCGGUGCAGAAUGCUGUGGCAGCCAUGCUGGUUAAGUGUGCCUUGAAUUCUAAAUAAAUCACAGACAGUGUUACCAGCAAAGCACCCCCACACCAUAACAUCUCCUCCUCCAUGCUUUACGGUGGGAACUACACAUGCAGAGAUCAUCCGUUCACCCACACCGCAUCUCACAAAGACACUGUGGUUGGAACCAAAAAUCUCCAAUUUGGACUCCAGACUGAAGGACAGAUUUCCACCGGUCUAAUGUCCAUUGCUCGAGUUUCUUGGCCCAAGCAGGCCUCUUCUUCUUAUUGGUGUCUUUUAGUAGUGGUUUCUUUGCAGCAAUUCGACCAUGAAGGCCUGAUUCACACAGUCCCCUCUGAACAGCUGAUGUUGAGAUGUGUCUGUGACUUGAACUCUAUGAAGCAUUUAUUUGGGCUGCAAUUUCUGAGGCUGGUAACUCUAAUGAACUUAUCCUCUGUAGCAGAGGUAACUCUGGGUCUUCCAUUGCUGUGGCGGUCCUCAUGAGAGCCAAUUUCAUCAUAGCGCUUGAUGGUUUUUGCGACUGCACUUGAAGAAACUUUCAAAGUUCAUGAAAUGUUCCGUAUUGACUGACCUUCAUGUCUUAAAGUAAUGAUGGACUGUCGUUUCUCUUUGCUUAUUUGAGCUGUUCUUGCCAUAAUAUGGACUUGGCCUUUUACCAAAUAGGGUUAUCUUCUGUAUACCCCCCAUACUUUGUCACAACACAACUGAUUGGCUCAAACGCAUUAAGAAGGAAAGAAAUUCCACAAAUGAACUUUUAAGAAAGCACACCUGUUAAUUGAAAUGCAUUCCAGGUGACUACCUCAUGAAGCUGGUUGAGAGAAUACCAAUAGUGUACAAAGCUGUUAUUGUAAAUAAGAAUAGAAUAUGUUUCUAAACACUUCUACAUUAAUGUGGAUGCUACCAUGAUUAUGGAUAGUCCUGAAUGAAUCGUGAAUAAUGAUGAGUGAGAAAGUUAGAGGCAUAAAUAUCAUACACCCCCCCCCCCCCGUUGUAAUGGUGAGAGUUUAGCAUGUCUUGCGUGGGUAUGAUAUUUGUGCAUCUAACUUUCGUACCCUGCACAUACUAAUGGACAAACAAACAAACCAAAAUAAAAGCUAAGUCUUCUCAUGCUAUGUUGAUUUCAAAAAAGCUUUUGACUCAAUUUGGCAUGAAGGUAUGCUAUAUAAAUUGAUGGAAAGCAGUGUUCGGGGAAAAACAUACAACAUUUAUAAAAUCCAUGUACACAAACAACAAGUGUGCGGUUAAAAUUGGCAAAAAACAAAUGUAUUUCCACAGGGCCGUAGGGUGAGACAGGGAUGCAGCUUGAGCACCACCCUCUUCAACAUAUAUAUCAAUGAAUUGGCGAGGGCACUAGAACAGUCUGCAGCACCCGGCCUCACCCUACUAGAAUCUGAAGUCAAACGUCUACUGUUUGCUGAUGAUCUUGUGCUUCUGUCCCCAACCAAGGAGGGCCUACAGAAGCACCUAGAUCUUCUACACAGAUUCUGUCAGACCUGGGCCCUGACAGUAAAUAUCAGUAAGACCAAAAUAAUGGUGUUCCAAAAAAUGUCUAGUUGCCAGGACAACAAAUACAAAUUCCAUCUAGAGACCGUUGCAUUAGCGCAUACAAAAAACGAUAUCUUCCUCGGGCCUAAACAUUAGCACCACAGGUAACUUCCACAAAGCUGUGAACGAUCUGAGAGACAAGGCAAGAAGGGCCUGCUAUGCCAUCGAAAGGAACAUAACAUUCGACAUACCAAUUAGGAUCUUGCUAAAAAUACUUGAAUCAGUUGCAGAACCCAUUGCCCUUUAUGGUUGUGAGUACUGGGGUCCGCUCUCCAACCAAGAAUUCACAAAAUUGAGACUGCAUGCAGAAUUCAGAAAAAAACUCCCUCGGUGUACAACGUAAAACACCAAAUAAUGCAUGCAGAGCAGAAUUAGGACGAUACCCGCAAAAUCCAUUGAGACGUUAAAUUCUAUAACCACCUAAAAGGAAGCAAUUCCCAAACCUUCCAUAACAUAGCCAUCACCUACAGAGAGAUGAGCCUAGUGAAGUCCCCUCAGCCAGCUGGUCCUGGGUCUCUGUUCACAAACACAAACAGACCCCACAGAGCCCCAGGACAGCUACACAAUUAGACCCAAACAAAUCAGAUAAUUAAUUGACACAUUUCAAAGAAUUAACCAAAGAACAGCGCAAACUGGAAUGCUAUCUGGCCCUAAACAGAGAGUACACGGUGCCAAAACCUGAACUGUAUAAAUGAUGGAAGCAGUGUCGGGGGAAAAACAACACAUUAUAAAACUGUACACAACACAAUGUGCGGUUAAAAGGCAAAAACAAUGUUUCACAGGGCGUAGGUGAGACGGGAUGCAGUUGAGCACCACCCUCUUCAACAUACAGUGGGGGAACAGUUUUAUACAGCCGAUUUUGCAGGUUUUCCUACUUACAAAGCAUGUAGAGGUCUGUAAUUUUUAUCAUUGGUGCACUUCAACUGUGAGAGACGGAAUCUAAAAACAAAAAUCCAGAAAUCACAUUGUAUGAUUUUUAAGUAAUUAAUUUGCAUUUUAUUGCAUGACAUAAAUAUUUGAUACAUCAGAAAAGCAGAACUUAAAUUGGUACAGAAACCUUUGUUUGCAAUUACAGAGAUCAUACGUUUCCUGUAGGUCUUGACCAGGUUUGCACACACUGCAGCAGGGAUUUUGGCCCAUUCCUCCAUACAGACCUUCUCCAGAUCAGUCAGGUUUCGGGGCUGUCGCUGGGCAAUACGGACUUUCAGCUUCCUCCAAAGAUUUUCUAUUGGGUUCAGGUCUGGAGACUGGCUAGGCCACUCCAGGACCUUAAGAUGCUUCUUAUGGAGCCACUCCUUAGUUGCCCUGGCUGUGUGUUUCGGGUCGUUGUCAUGCUGGAAGACCCAGCCACGACCAAUCUUCAAUGCUCUUACUGAGGGAAGGAGGUUGUUGGCCAAGAUCUCGCGAUACAUGGCCCCAUCCAUCCUCCCCUCAAUACGGUGCAGUCGUCCUGUCCCCUUUGCAGAAAAGCAUCCCCAAAGAAUGAUGUUUCCACCUCCAUACUUCACGGUUGGGAUGGUGUUCUUGGGGUUGUACUCAUCCUUCUUCUUCCUCCAAACACGGCGAGUGGAGUUAAGACCAAAAAGCUAUAUUUUUGUCUCAUCAGACCACAUGACCUUCUCCCAUUCCUCCUCUGGAUCAUUCAGAUGGUCAUUGGCAAACUUCAGACGGGCCUGGACAUGCGCUGGCUUGAGCAGGGGAACCUUGCGUGCGCUGCAGGAUUUUAAUCCAUGACGGCGUAGUGUGUUACUAAUGGUUUUCUUUGAGACUGUGGUCCCAGCUCUCUUCAGGUCAUUAACCAGGUCCUGCCGUGUAGUUCUGGGCUGAUCCCUCACCUUCCCCAUGAUCAUUGAUGCCCCACGAGAUGAGAUCUUGCAUGGAGCCCCAGACCGAGGGUGAUUGACCGUCAUCUUGAACUUCUUCCAUUUUCUAAUAAUUGCGCCAACAGUUGUUGCCUUCUCACCAAGCUGCUUGCCUAUUGUCCUGUAGCCCAUCCCAGCCUUGUGCAGGUCUACAAUUUUAUCCCUGAUGUCCUUACACAGCUCUCUGGUCUUGGCCAUUGUGGAGAGGUUGGAGUCUGUUUGAUUGAGUGUGUGGACAGGUGUCUUUUAUACAGGUAACGAGUUCAAACAGGUGCAGUUAAUACAGGUAAUGAGUGGAGAACAGGAGGGCUUCUUAAAGAAAAACUAACAGGUCUGUGAGAGCCGGAAUUCUUACUGGUUGGUAGGUGAUCAAAUACUUAUGUCAUGCAAUAAAAUGCAAAUUAAUUACUUAAAAAUCAUACAAUGUGAUUUUCUGGAUUUUUGUUUUAGAUUCCGUCUCUCACAGUUGAAGUGUACCUAUGAUAAAAAUUACAGACCUCUACAUGCUCUGUAAAUAGGAAAACCUGCAAAAUCGGCAGUGUAUCAAAUACUUGUUCUCCCCACUGUAUAUAUCAAUGAAUUGGCGAGGGCACUAGAACAGUCUGCAGCACCCGGCCUCACCCUACUAGAAUGUCUACUGUUUGCUGAUGAUCUUGUGCUUCUGUCCCCAACCAAGGAGGGCCUACAGAAGCACCUAGAUCUUCUACACAGAUUCUGUCAGACCUGGGCCCUGACAGUAAAUCUCAGUAAGACCAAAAUAAUGGUGUUCCAAAAAAUGUCCAGUUGCCAGGACAACAAAUACAAAUUUCAUCUAGAGACCGUUGCAUUAGCGCAUACAAAAAACGAUAUCUUCCUCGGGCCUAAACAUUAGCACCACAGGUAACUUCCACAAAGCUGUGAACGAUCUGAGAGACAAGGCAAGAAGGGCCUGCUAUGCCAUCGAAAGGAACAUAACAUUCGACAUACCAAUUAGGAUCUUGCUAAAAAUACUUGAAUCAGUUGCAGAACCCAUUGCCCUUUAUGGUUGUGAGUACUGGGGUCCGCUCUCCAACCAAGAAUUCACAAAAUUGAGACUGCAUGCAGAAUUCAGCAAAAAAACUCCCUCGGUGUACAACGUAAAACACCAAAUAAUGCAUGCAGAGCAGAAUUAGGACGAUACCCGCAAAAUCCAUUGAGACGUUAAAUUCUAUAACCACCUAAAAGGAAGCAAUUCCCAAACCUUCCAUAACAUAGCCAUCACCUACAGAGAGAUGAGCCUAGUGAAGUCCCCUCAGCCAGCUGGUCCUGGGUCUCUGUUCACAAACACAAACAGACCCCACAGAGCCCCAGGACAGCUACACAAUUAGACCCAAACAAAUCAGAUAAUUAAUUGACACAUUUCAAAGAAUUAACCAAAGAACAGCGCAAACUGGAAUGCUAUCUGGCCCUAAACAGAGAGUACACGGUGCCAAAAUACCUGACCACUGUGACUGACACAAAAUUAAGGAAUGCUUUCACUAUUUAUUGACUCAGUGAGCAUAUUGAGUGAGGCCGCCAUAGGCAGACUUGGCUCUCAAGAGAGGACAGGCUAUGUGCCCACUGCCCACAAAAUGAGGUGGAAACUGAGCUGCACUUCCUAACCUCCUGCCAAAUGUAUGACCACAUUAGAGACACAUAUUUCCCACAGAUUACACAGACCCACAAAUAAUUUGAAAACAAAUCAAAUCUUGAUAAAGUCCCAUAUCUAUUAGGUGAAAUAGCACAGUGUGCAAUCACAGUAGCAAGAUGUGUGACCUGUUGCCACAAGAAAAGGGCAACCAGUGAAGCACAAACACCAUUGCAAAUACAACCCAUACUUACUAUAUGUUUAUUUAUUUUCCCUUUUCUACUUCAACACUGUACAUAGCCAUAAUAACAUUUCAAAUGUCUCUAUUAUUUUGAUUUUUUUGUGUAAUGUUUACUGUUGAUUUCUGAUUGUUUAUUUCACUUUGUUUAUCUAUUUCAUUUGGUUUGGCAAUGUAAACAUGUUUCCCAUGCAAAUAAAGCCCAUUGAAUUGAGGGAGGGAGGGGGAGGGAAGGAUGCAAGCCUGUAAUAUUAGUUAGCAGCUCACAUACUAACAGUUGAUCCUGGUUUUUGAUGAUAUAGUUGUGCCCUAGUUAAAUAAAGCAGAGAGGGCACACCACUAAAGACUGACAGCAUGCACCAGGUUUAUAGUAGUCAACUGAGUAGGACUUCCUCUGGGUUGGGGAGGGAUCACUUGUGCACAGUAACCGUAUAGGGUGAAGUUGCCCCUAGACGCUGAUCUUGAGGCAGUUUAGCAUUUUCCCCACUACGGUUAAGGUUAGAAUUGGAGGAGGGGAAGCUGAUCCUAGAUCUGUGCCUAGGGGAAACUUCACUCUCGCGCACACUAACAGCAACACAUGACAUCACCCUUGUUUCCCCCCUCCCAGGAAGUGGAGUACCAGCGUGCUAUGCAACGGCGGGCCAUCCGCGACGCCAAGACCCCGGAGAAGAUGAAGCAGGCCAAGCCGGCGGUGGUGGAUGACAGCCUGACGCUGCAGGGCAAGAAGGACAAGAUCAGGAGCAACCUGCAGCGGCUGGCAGAGCUGGGCAAGGUGCACCCUGAGAACCGCUACCAGGACCUCAUCAACGACAUCGCCAAGGUACUGUACAGCUCGCUAGUUGAAGCUGUGUGUGUCCACCCCUAGAACCACUUCCAGGACCUCAUCAACGAUAUCGCCGCGGUACUGUGUGUGGGGGGGGUGUGCUAGUGUUUCUGUAUCUGUCACGUGAUGUGUGUGUGGUACUUAUCAUAUACGUGUGAUUAUGGAUGUUUUUGUAUAUGUGCCCCAUAAAAUAUAACGUGUGUGUUACAGGACAUCCGAAAUCAGCGGCGGUAUCGGCAGCGGAGGAAGGCGGAGCUGGUGAAGCUCCAACAGACCAACACCGCCCUCAACUCCAAGACCGCCUUCUACAACGUCCAGAUCGACUACUACAACCAGUACAUCAAGACCUGCAUGGACAACCUGGCCAGCAACAAGGGGAAGUGAGUGGCCUUUCUCUUCAUACCAGAGGGAAGACACUAGCCUCCAGGUUUGAGAGGUGGGCCAGUAACCGGAGGGAUGCAGGUUUGAAUCCCAGUGUUGACGGAGGAUGUUUUGUAUGCGAGUAGAAUAAAGGAUCAAGAGCUCAACUCGGAAUUCUUAUUACAAAAAUGUUGAUGGGUGAAGGGUUGUAAGUGAAUAAGAUAGACGGGGAAACCUGCACUGCAGAGGUCACAAAGGUUUGAGCCUAUUAGAGGGCUGGGUGGAGCCAUCAGCAUACUUCUUACAUCUGGGUUGUGUUCAUUAGGACAUACAUUAACAAAAUGUUACAAAACGUAACACGUGUUUGUUAUUGGACAAGUCUAGGAAGUACCUCGCCAUUUUAUUCAGUUUUAGACUGUUUUAUUCUGUUUCGUGCCUAGUGAACACAACCCUGAACAUAGAAGGGUUGCCGUUACAAAAGAGGGUAGGGUCCGGAAUGGAACUACCAAAUUGUUAUUGGUUCUAGCACAAGGCAACUGCAUCUCAAGUUGAGGAAACAUCCUUACAUGGACUGCUAUUUCCUCUGCUAUGUUACGAUGUGUGGCAGUGUUAUGGACAGACUCUCUCUCCCUCUCUCCCUCCCUCCUCAGGCUGUCAAAGAAACCAGGUGACACCAAGGCCAAGAAGAGUAAACAGGUGUCUCAGAAAUACACCGCCGCUCGCCUCCAUGAGAAGGGUGUGCUGAUCGAGAUUGAAGACCUGCAGACAAACCAGUAAGUUAAAGAUACACCUUGGAAGACCUGCAGACAAACCAGUAAGUUAAAGAUACACCUUGGAAUUACCUGCAGACAAACCAGUAAGUUAAAGAUACACCUUGGAAGACCUGCAGACAAACCAGUAAGUUAAAGAUACACCUUGGGAGAUCUGCAGACAAACCAGUAAGUUAAAGAUACACCUUGGGAGACCUGCAGACAAACCAGUAAGUUAAAGAUACACCUUGGGAGAUCUGCAGACAAACCAGUAAGUUAAAGUUACACCUUGGAAGACCUGCAGACAAACCAGUAAGUUAAAGAUACACCUUGGAUGUUUAGUUGAUAAUUGUUUACCAAAUGUUGGCUUGAAUGUUAGCUGUAUGGUAAAUAUGAUGUAAUAUGAAUACAUGUCUUAUCUCAUGACACCAUACAAAUCCUUAGUUUUAUGCAAACAAAAGGGUUAAUGCUUUUGCUCAGAAUGGGUGAGGGUAGCUGUGCCCCUUUCUGUCCUCUUUUAAUCAAUCAAUCAACCAAUCAAUCCAUGACUCUCAAUUACAAAUCUGAUAAACCAAAAACACACUUUCAUGUAAACAUUUUAAGUCAUACAAUCGACUGCGCCGAGACAUCAGAUCCAGUUGCCAGUUUUUUGGUAACCAAGCCGUUAACCAAGAGCAUGAACAUUAAGCUCUCUAGCCAAUGGCUACACACAGAGAAUUUGUGUCCGAAACAUCCGGUUUGAGACAGCUUUUAUUUUAAUGGGAGUCAUCUGUUGACAGAUGAUGGACGGCGGAGAUGUUUGUCUGAUUAAAAAAACUCACAAAUUUCGCUCUUUUAUUGAUGCAACUCGUACGAAAAUAAUUGACUUGAGUUGAACUUUUGACGGUCAAAAACGAACAAUUGAUGAAAACCUAUAAGAUUUAAUCUGUGUGGCCGUAGCCUAUAUCUAUAUAUCUCACGCAUAUUUGCAUAUACAGAACUUACUACUUUGGCACUGUACCCAUACCUGCCCGUAUAAUUCCCAUACCUGCAUAGUGACACACACACACAUACACCCACCCACCCUGACCGAGUGGGCACCUGUUCAGAGACUACACCAACAUGACACACUGUGUACACUCCCAUCCCACCCCACCCCUACACAGGUUUAAGAACGUUAUCUUUGAGAUCUCUCCGUCGGAGGCGGUUGGAGUGUUCGAUGUGAAGGCCAAGUUCAUGGGAGUGCACUUGGAGACGUUACAGUUGGAAUACCAGGUAUAUAUACUGUAUGAUUGAAUGAAUUAAUGAAUGAUGUACAGUGAUGCAGGAAUGUGAGAAAGAAGGUGGUGGUCAAAUGGGAUUUUAUGGUUUGUUGAUAUUUCUGUUGUCUGUUUUUAUACUUUUUGUAAUGAUUCCUUCUCACUUUCUCUCUCUCCUCCUCUUCAUCCCUCUCUUCCUCUCCCCCCUCUCCAUCUCUCUCUCCAUCUGUCUCUCCAUUCUACCCUCCCUCUCUCCUCCCUCCUCCCUCAAUCUCUUCCUUCUCUUCUCUCUCCCAGGACCUCCUGCAGCUGCAGUACGAGGGUGUGGCUGUGAUGAAGCUCUUCGACAGGGCCACCAUCAAUGUCAACCUGCUCAUCUUCCUGCUCAACAAGAAGUUUUACGGAAAAUAGAUGGAUGAGACGGGGAGAGAGAGAGGGAAGGAGAGGGGGCUACAGACACUGUUGAGAACAGAACAUCUAACAGAGAGGGCCUUUGCCCCAUGCUGUCUUAUCUUAGCUCGGUUUCCCCCUCUUCCGCACUACUUUAAGUAUGCAUUCAUUAUGUGCCUUAUUGAGAUGGAAUAUUCACCGUACGGUAUGUGCCUUAUUCUCCAAGGAAAAGUCAUCCGGAAGCCUGCUGGAUGCUCCAAGUGUAUCCUAGUCGGGAUCCAGAGUGCGUGAUCCAGAGUGCUUGUUGCGUUUUGUGUUACUAUGUUACUGUAAGGCGGUCAAAGGUAUAAGAUAGGGAUUUGUCUGUGUCAGGCGCUCGUUUUCCGGUUAUUUGAAACACAGUUCAAGAGUUGCAUGUUGAUGACAUCACGCAAGCAAUUUUGUCAUACAGUAUAGCUUUAAGAAACUUGCAAAUCCACUAUUGGCAUAGGAAAUAGCCUUUCAAGAGUAGAGACUAAACUGAACAAUCAAUGUAGAAGAGAUGUUUUAUCAUGCUUUGUGUUAAAUAAAUUUAUAAAUCGAAAACUGUCCUUAUUUAUUCAUGUUUAAGUGUUGUGAGUCCUCCAAGUAUAGUUAACAUUACUUCCUUUUAUUUUCCUUUAAGGAGCAUAGUUGUAUCAGAGCAAAUCACGUUUCAUAGUUCUUUAGUCACACAUUCAUUAUUAAUUGAAAAUACGGUGACUUCAGUUUUUUUUACUGCGUUAACCACUCUAAAGGAAACCGUUCAUACACUCCAGUCUAGAGUGCAGUAUUAUAUAAUAAUGAAGAGAGAUAUGCUUUAGGUUCCAGUAGAUGUCACUCACUGUACACUAAACAAACCGUCUCGGCACAGAAUCCUUAUGACAAUUAGUUCUAUUUCAGAAGACUGGAAAGCGUGAUAUACAGUACUGCCUUCUCACAAUUGUUUUGAAAUGUUUUUGUUUUUUAAACCAGUGUACCCUUGUAUUGAAGUUAAUUUACACUGGGCCUAACCAGGAUAUAGUUAUCUAGGAGCCUAUGUUCUUUCUGUGCUAUGUUUUGCCCGUAGUCCAUAGAAUGUUUUACAUGUUAUAAAAUUAAUAAAGCUUUAAUAAUGCAUUAUGUCAUUUAUUUCAAUUUUAUAUCAUCCACAAGUAAUUUUUCUUGUGAGAUAUGUAUUACCAGUGACACUUUAUAAUAACAUUCAUUAAGAUGCUUAAAUGCUUUUUAAAUGAUUUAAAUGCUUAGAAUACUUACACAUGAUUAUACAAUUUAAUGUUCAUAAAAGGUGGAAUACACAUUGAUUACUAUGCACACUAUUUAUGAAUAGUAAAUUGACUUUAAGGGAAGGUUUCCCAAAACCAGAUCCAGCCUAGUCCUGGACUAUUCAGGAUUACCCUAAUCUCUGUCUGGGAAACUGG
Molecule: messenger RNA, 46559 nt
Organism: Coregonus sp. 'balchen'
Lineage: Eukaryota; Metazoa; Chordata; Actinopteri; Salmoniformes; Salmonidae
Source: the annotation of a GenBank genome assembly